AUGAGUGCGAACAAAGCAGACAGUCAGAGCUGCUGUAUCUUGGCCAUGGCCUGUCUGAUGGCCGCCUGGUCCGUCCACAACCCCACUGUCACCAACUCCAUCAUCAUGGUAAGUACAGGGACAGACUUAAAUCAAAGAUCCUCGUCUAUCCUCUUUAAUCGCCUAAUUUCUGGUGUUUCCAUUUCUGAAGUGGCCUGAGUGAGCUGACUGACCGUAAUCAACCUUUUAAUAAAGUUUGCUGUUAAAUUGGACUAACAGCUGUUAGAGACACUAACAGAUGACCAGAAUCAGAUGUUCUCAUUACUAUACCUUUUGUCUUAGACGUUAGAUGUGGUCUGCAGAUUUUCCAGCAUGUACAUUUUAGAGAUCAGACCUUGGUCAGUUUUUGAAUAAACAUAAUGGAAAACUUCGGUUUUAGUUGAAGACACAAAAAUUUCUGUGUAUUAAACACCUGAUGUUUUACAGUGAAGACUUAGGAGAUCUAAACUUUCUGACCUGCAAUUGUCUUUAUUCUUGUUUGUUUGUAUGCUUGUUUGUCUGUUUGUUUGUUUGUUUGUUUGUCUGUUUCUGUUUGUUUGUGGUUUUUCUUGUCUGUCUGUUGUUAACAUGGAUGUGCAGAAACAGUGCUGCUGUAACACUUACAUGCUCCACUCCUGGUGUUUUCAGCUAAAACACCAGGAGUGGAACGGUUUCUUUGGAGUCUUACAUUUGUGUUUAAAGUUUGGGUUAUGGGUUGUAAACCAAGUUUGAGGUUUUAAUGUUUAAUUUUCUGUGAAUUCUGAUGUCGUAGGCUAAAAUGGGAAUGGCUACAUCUUUGGGACAGUAAUACAAACAGUCACACAGCAGCUUACUGAUUAUUGACACCUAGAGAGCGUCUGCACGGAUUACUACAGAGCUUCACUGCCAACAGGAGGACGGUAUCCUGAUUUAAAUCAGCCUGUUUAGAGAGUAAUGAUGGAGUUUUGUGAAAAUACAGGCAGAAUUUUUAGUCUAUGUGAAAGGCAAGUUUCAGAGAGCAGUAAGAUAUCUGUGUUAAAGGGACAGUCUGUGUGUUUUUGGUUGUGUGAGGUUCACUUUGCUGAUUUAUUUCCAGCAUUUACUCAGGUAAUGGCACCUUUUAUCACUUAACUUAUACGUGGGCAGCCAUCAGAAAUUCACUAACUCACUACAAAAUAACUUUUCUGGUCUUGACAUUGAAUCACAUAGAUAUCAAUCAGCUGCAAAUCUUUACCAGAAGAUAACAAUGCGUGAAAACCAUUUCAAAGUGAAUUAGCCAUUCCACUGGGUUGCAUUGUGAAUAGUAUGAGGUGGUAGUGAAUGAGCAAUGCCUGACAGUUACAGAAGUCUUUAGAACAGGCUAUUCUCAAACUCACAUCCUUGAUCGUGAUGCAGCUUUUCUGAAUACCCAAAACAAGGAAUGUGGUCUAGAGAUAUCUUCUUAGCUGUUUUUACUGAUUUAUUUUGUGUUGUGCCUGCACAAAGCCUGUAAAGUGAUGGACAAGGACCAGGAUCUAUCCAUAUCCUUCUUUGCUUGGCACCAGGUGCAAAAAGUCAAUAGAGACCAACUUAAAAGGUGCACUAAUUGUGAUGAAUCCCAUUGGAGCUCUCUGUGGAACACUGCUGAGUUUGAUGCAGGGACAUCUCUUUGUCACAUAGUCCUCUAUGUCUUGCUGUAUGUGUGACCUUUAUAACCUUUCUCAAGAAAGGUGGAUAACCUUUUCAGGACCUACAUGCCCCAUGUCAUCAUUUUAACUUUAAAACACCAUCAUUUUAAGCUGUUCAGGGAGGACCAGUUGUCUGUUUUCAGAUGUUUUCUGGUAUAGCAACCCGUCUUCCACCGCUAAUUUUUGUGAUUCAUGGAAAAGUCCUCUUGUCUGGUUACACAUUGUUUUUUUCUCUUUUUCAUUUGGAGUCCAGUGUCAAGGACAUGAUAGCUUUGAUAGCUGGAUCCUCCUGCUGUGCAGCUUUGAUGCCUUUGGGCAGGAUGCUUGAAACAGUGUUAGAUGGCAUAUAAUCACCAAUAUAUUAGAUUUGGCUCUUGAAGACCUCGCAUUUAGCUGGACAAAGAAGCUUAAUGCCAUGUUGCCGCAUCUGGCAGAGAACUUGUCGGAGAUGGUUCACAUGCUCAUCUAAAGUUUUGGAACAACAUAGAACAUAACCUAAAUAUGGCAGGCAGCACUCAUCUCCAAUGCCCUCUAACAUGCCCUCUGUGCACCCCUGAAAUGUGGCAGGUGCAUUUGUUAGCCUUAAGGGUAUAAUGACCCACUCAUACAGCCCCCAUGGUGUGCUAAAUACUGUUAGGUGUCUUGACUUCUCACUCACAAGUCCUUGAUAGUAAGCAUUUUCUUGGUCCAAGAUAGAGAAUCAUAAAUUGCCAUCUAAGAUGUCCAACAGAUACUGCAUCUGUAGCAUCAGGGAUGGUUUUGUGGUUCAGCUUAGAGAAGUCAACACAGGCAUAAGCAGCUGUCUUUUUUUUUGCGCAUACACACCACUGGUGACGAAUAGGCUGACUCUGACUUACUGACCCAUCCCCAGGUUUGAAUACAUUCCUUUACCUCUCUGUACAGCGAUUGUGGAAUGGAGUUAUAGAUGCUUUGAACAGGGAUGUUGUCCGUGAUGUUGAUUUUUAGCUGUAAACCAGGAAAGCCAAUGUCUUCUUCCUCACAAGCGCACACGUCUGACUACUUAUAAAGCAUCUGUCGUACCGCUUCCUGUUCAUUUUAAACAAAUGAACAUCAUCUGUUGAGCUUACUUGGGUGGUGCACAAAAAAACAUCUUUGUGUGGGUCGGGUGCCUUCUGUGGAUUUGGGAGAAUCCUUACAGGUUUGCUUUCAGAGAUUUCAUCAAAGAACCCUUAAACUGUCUUUAGAGGUAAGAAAAUGUCAUGCUGUGUUAAAUUCUGAAUUGGGAAUUGUACUAUUUUUCAGACACCAGCAGACACAUCAAUGAGCGCAGGGAACAACUCUAGGCUAUCUGGUAAAUUACACUCUACAUCUGGCUCAAACAACAUUGUUCCGCUUGAAGUAUAUGCUCUAAUUUCACCUCACACAUCUGGUUGCUGUUCACAGUUAGCCCUUUCUUUUCAUCUUGGACCACUGAACUUUCAGACUCUUUCUGUGAUGGCAUGGUGUGAAUGACAGAGACAAGAGUUUCAGCAUUGCUUUUCUGAAUUUUCAGGGUCUCUGACUGUAUAUCUGCCAAGCUAAGAUCAUCUGGUUGGUCAACGUUCCCUAUAAUUAUCUCUUAGAUUACAUUAAAGCCUAGUAACGGGCUGCUCAAAGUUCCUUGAUUUAUCAAGAUUACAACAUCAAUAGAAAUUUAGCCUUGUCAAUUGUGAUUGGAUUGGAUUUUAAUGUUUGGCAAGGCUUUCUGCACCCAAGACUUCUUCACUAUACUAACCUGUGUCCCACUGCCCAACUAUUAAAAUAUACUUAGGCUGUGUCUCAUUUCAGAGACUGCAUAAGGCUGAGCGCGCUCAGCUGAGCGCACUGCCAUUCUGUGGACUUGAGAACCCUGAGUGAGAUGGUCCGGUUUUUGUGAAUUGGGAUGGUCUACCCUUCGGAGGACUUCCUGGUUGAGUCGCCAAAUGUCCCCGCGCUCAGGCUCGUGUCAUGACUGACUUGAAGAAAAGCCGCGGAGCGCAGCAGUUAUAUUUUUAAUUGUGCCACCUUGAUCAGACACAAAACAAUAGAUACAUACAAGCACAGAUCAUUUCCACAAAAUUCAUCCAGUGAUUGCAUGUUUUGUAUGAAGGAGGAUUAGGGCCGUAUUGAGAAUUUUUGGUAAAGACUGAGAUUAAAAUUGUAAAUUUACGAGAAUAAAGUCAUUAAUUUACGAGAAUAAAGUUGGAAGGCUACCUGUUAUUUCAAAGGAGAGUUGUUAAAAUUAGGGCCAUGAAGCAUUAAGGCAGGGCUACUCAACUUAAGAUGGCUCAGGGGCCACUCAGCAAAUUACCAAAAGUCUAAAGGGCUGCAAGCUAAAAACUAACGCCCUAUUUUGGACUUUUACGACGAUUUUGUAACACAUACAUGACAUGUCUAAAAACACACCAGGAAACACACAAAAAUAGCCACAUUUCCAUAAGCAUAAGGCAGCCAAGGCCACAUCUCAUUGAACCAAAAGAUUGUCAUGGAUGGAAUGAUGAAAUUAUAAAGUUAUCAAAUGAGGCUUUAUUCACAGAAUGUGAAGUGACCAUGAACAAAUAUAGAAAAUAUUUCAAAACUAGAAAUAGGCUUCUUUCAUACAGUUUGAACAGAUUGUAAGAAUCAGAGUCCAAUAAUUCAAUAUUCAAUUUAUAUCCUGGAUUUCUUCUCUUGGGGGUUUUGGAGAGAUGACUCCAUUUGACUUCAGCCGUAGCUAAGGCAUGGCCUGACAGGCUGUUAUUGAUCCAGAUCUGUAAAUACAGUAAAAGACAAACAAAAAAAGAAUCAUAAAUAAUAUGCUAUCUUUAGUCAUAUUACUGACAGACUGUUAUUUAUCCAGGCCUGUAAAUACAGUACAAGACAAACGAGAAAGAAUCAUGAAUAUAUUUCAGUCAAAUUACAACUUGAACAUUAAAAACGAAUAGUUUCAUAAAUCAGAUAUUCUUAUUGAAUGUGACACUUGAAUCAACAUAUUCCCCACUAUUCGCCCCAGGUCUUGCUGGUAUGUGGAGGUUGCUGUGCAUAGAAACAUAGAGCAUAGAAAAAUCAUUUUUUAUUGGUAUGAUCAUGACAGUCCAUGGGCCGCAGAGACAUGUGGCGGGGGCCGCACGCGGCCCGAGGGCCACGGGUUGAGUAGCCCUGCAUUAAAGGAACCGUGCUUCAGCAUAGGUUUCACAAACAAGGAGAUAUCCUUUUGCACAUCAGCAUUACACUGUCAUAAGUAUUAGGACUUUAAAAAGAAUAUAUAAGAAAUGUGUCUUUUCCACAGGAAAAAAAACAGGUGGACUUGGAGGAAAUCGCUGCUUUUGUGGAGGCAGAAAUGGAUAUGCUUAGGAUAAAUCCGUCAAUUCAGUUGUAAAUAGCUGUGAAUGGCAUUGAGCCUUACUUUAUGAAUGAUAUGAAUCCAUACGCCAUAAUAAGGCGUUGGUGUCUCUGCAGGUGUAGAUUACCACCGGUGUCAGAGACGUGGUUCUGGUCGGAGCUCGACUCCCUCUGGAUCACAAAUGUUGAUCAUCAGUUUGAUUGUUUCUUCAGAAACCACAAAAUCUCUCUGAAUGACCCGCUGAUACAUCCACCGAUAACCCUGAAGUUGACCAGUUCAGCCCUUUUUCCCUCCACCAAAGCAGCUUUAAGACUUUAUUUAUGACUUUAUUCUCCCAAGUUACAACUUUAAUCUCUAAGUCUUUAAAAAAAAUCGAUGUGGCCCUGAUACUCUGCUGUAAUUUGUCAGCUUUCUUAUUUCUAAUGUUUUUGAUUGUUGUAGCAAAGCGGAUCAGUUCGUUUCUAAAUCUAUAAUGUUUGAUUUACAGAUUUAAGUGAGUUCAGAGAUCAUGCGCUCAUGGAGCCUGAGCUGACUGUCUGCUGUUUUUGGAUUUCUUUUAUUUUCUUUGAAGACGUGCUAUGUCUCCAAGCGAGUCUGGCCUCUCACCUGAAAUGCGCAGCUGUGAAGCGGCACGCAAAGAAUUCAGGGAUACCAAGGCCAUGAAAGCAUGCAUAAAUGCAUGCUUGAAAAGUGGCGGGGGCAGUGUGGUUUUGAGACCGCAUUUGAAGCGCGCUCAGAAUUACGAGCCAAAUGGGACACAGUUCGCGCCGUGUGAUGACAUCACGCACACUUCAAAUGCGCCGUUCGACAGUGUGGUCUCUGAAAUGACACACAGCCACAGCCUUAAUCCCGAAUGCUCAGAGGGGCGGUUGUACCACUGCGAGUGGGCGACAAUACUCUGGCGCUGAGACUUGUGUCAGCAGCAAUCUUAAAGGUCAGUUGAUUGGUGAGUGAAGGCAGGUGCACGCAAUCAGCCUCAGUGCUGUGGGGGAAAGAAAGAAGCUUCUGAAACAGGUGACUAGACAGCAAAACCCACACAGCGAAAAGACUCCAACAAUAAAAAGAAUGAAACACCAGUCCAUGCUCACCAUAGUACCCCCUCCUCAACAGAUGCCCCCUGGUGUCCUAUCAGGCUUGUCCAGGUGAGAAGCAUAACAGUCUCUCAGUAAGGAAGCAUCCAUAAUGAGCUUUCUGGAGAUCCAAGAGCAUUCCACUGGAUCGUACCCCUCCUAGUCGGCUAAGUAUUGGAAACCCUUGCCCCGGGGCCAAACAUCCAGAAUCCAUGAGACAGUGAAGCCAGGGUGAUCGUCAAUGAUCCGUGGUUGCAGGAGGAGACCAGCUUCAGGAGGGAUCGUGAAAAGUAGGAUGGAUCUUGAGGGACUCUGGCAACCUGAGUUUAAGAGGGAUUGAUAAUUUUGAGGAUAGGAAAAGGACAAAUAAAGCAGGGUGUCAGCUUUUAUUACUCAUUACUCUUUCUGAAGAGGAAGGUCACGUGACUAGAGCCAGACCAUGCGUCGGGAUGGUACUCUGGGGUUUUCACAUCUGUGAAGGCUCCAUUAAUGCUGAACAAUAUCUACAGGUUUAGGAGCAACAUCUGCUGCCAUCCAGACAAAGACUUUUUCAGGGAAGACCUUCAUAUUUCAGCAAGACAAUGACAAACCACAUUGUCCAGCCGCUCGUUGAUCCCCGCGAUCCCCCUGAUGAUUUCUUCCUGCGAUUGCAGGACCCCCUCCGCGAGGACCCUUCCACUGCGUCCGGGUGGUCCAGCGGAAGCGCCGCGGCUGGUGGACGCUCCACCGCUUGUCGGCGCGCUGGUGCUGAUGCUGGUGCUGGUGCUGGGGCCGGGGGCCGGGGUGGCCCGAAUGCCGCUGGUCCUGGCCGACGACUCCGAGCCGGCGGACGGGCUGCCGCGGGCCGGGGUUCCGCAAGCCGGCGACACGGCCGCCACAUUGAUUUCUGUGACACAAUAAAAAUAUUGGUUCAUUUCAAUUCCUGCUUCUGUGUAUCUUUUGCGUUUACAUCUCUCUCCACGGUAUCAUAGGUAAUGUAAUCCAGUAUUUAGAGGUCAGUUAUGCACAUUACAGUUGUUUAUUGCAUAAAAAGUUAUCGAAAAAUGAAGUUAAGGGCGAAGUAUAAAUCACGUCUAAAAAUAGACUGAAUCCCGACGUUGAAAUGAAGUAUAAACUUAGACUAGACGUCUAAUAUACGUCUUUAGCUCAGUGGGAUGACAAAGCAUGUGGACAUUUGUGUGACACGCCACUUACCCUAUAAUAAUAAUCGCCACCACCCGCUGCUCAAACGGUGUGAGGGUCUCCUCCCCCGGACCCCCACCUGUCUGGCCAGUACACCUCCGGAGGGCAGCUGUACGCCGCUUGACCUCCACCUUGAGGUCCGACCACUUUUUUUUAAUCGUCGCGGGGGUGCGUGUCUCGGAACCCACCGCAUUCACCCUCUCGCAAACUUUCUCCCACUCCAAGCGUUUUUGUUUUGCACUGACGCCACUGGACAGGCUGCCAAACAAAACACACUGUCGCUCCUCCACCUCCGCCACCAGCACCUCCACCUCGCACGCCGGGAGACCCUAUUUAAAUAAAUCUGCAUAUUUAUAGGAGGGCGUAACGGGGACGAGCCCAGUCACUCCGACAUCUGCGCUCAAUUCCACGCUGAUUGGGAUUUAUCAAGGAAACACACGUGGAUUUCGGCGCCCGCACACAUUGAUACACACGGAUUUUUUUCAGCGUGAUGGGCCUUGCGUGCGCUCGUUUCUGGUAUGAGUUCCACGCAAGUGUUGAUACAUGAGGCCCCUGGUCUGCUGGGUUGAUGAUGGUGGAUGAUGAAGAUGAAGAUGGUUGGGGUUAAGGUAAUGGUGUUUCUGUACUGAAUCACAGCAGCAGUCUGCAGUCUGUUUGUCCACCUUAAAUCCUUGGUGACUAAGCUCUUCUCACUGACAGUCGCCACCUCCUCCUCCUCUGUGUGGAGGCAGAUUAGUUUCCAUAUGGAGCAGCAGAACGCUCACACGCUGUCCCAUAUAUCAACACUUGGGCUCUAGUGUAUUGUUGUCAGGUGCAAAUCUGAUGUCAGUGUCUAAAAGGUUUCAACUAUUUGUCAUGACCCUGUAGAUUUCUUUAUCCUGCAGCAGGUAAACAUGUGGUAAAGUAUGCAAUAAAAUCCUUAAUUCAUCACAAUUUGUCCACAAUAAGUUCUUGUUCCCGUACUUGACAAAAUUUUAGCUUUAACGGACACAGGAGAUCCUGGGUUACAGCUGCAAGCUGUCAGUCUCACAAUAAUACUGGCAAACUCAGGUCAGUAUUUAAUCAGCCCAGUCUGGUGGCUUUUAAGAGGCCAAUGUUUGAGAUUAUUUGUAUUUUUUAGACGUUAGGAACACAAAGUAAUUCACAAACUGAUGCAGGUACAUGUUUUUUUUUAGUUUGAUGUGGAGUCCUGGAUCAGGGUGGAGAUGGCUCUCUGUGCUCACCUGCAGCUGUUGUCAUUCCAUGACAGGGAUGUUAUUUUUCUGUCUAGUGCUUAGUUGUCGAAACAUUGUCCUGGCUUAGGCUGUUCACUCAUGUCCAGGGGCCUCAUUUAUAAAGCUUGCUUACGCACAAAACCUGGCUAGAAAUUGCGUACGCCACUUCUUACACAAGAGUUGGGAUUUAUAAAAGAAAAACUAGUGUAGGAAUGUGCGCAACUUUAAGCAAACUCCACACCUUGCUUACGCACUUUUUGGAGACAAUCGGAGCAAGGUGAGAAUAGUCUGGGUGAUGCGUUCAGCACAACGGAUGACUCGAUGCAGCCUUUCUGUCCUGAGAGCUGCAGCUGCCGUACCAGGCAGUGAUGCUCGCAGAAAGCACAGACCCCACUGUGGCGGUGUAGAUAGUUUGCCAAUUUGAAUUUACAAAUGUGCAAAAAAACAAAUUCCAUUUACAUGCAUUUGUUUUAAGAUUAAUAUGACUAAAUCUUUUUGGUUUACGAACUUUCACCACAUAAGCAGCGGUGGAUAACGGAGCGUUUUUUUUUUUUUUUUGAACACAUGCACGAGUGUCACACGUGCAUGUUUUUUUUUAUUCUCACCUGUCGCCGCCACGCUCUGAUGGUGCAAAGCCACUUUUUUCUUUGCCUCCACCUUUAGAUCAGACCACUUCUUCUUGAUUUCGGCACAGUUUUGUUUUCGUCUACGUCAUCGUCAACGAAAACAAAACUCCACGUGUUUGCGCGCGCGUCUGUGUGUUGGAGGAGCACAGCAGGCUGAUGAGAGCUGUCAGAGCGGACAGAAGCUGCUCCUAUAUGUUUAGCGUUUAACUGACUGAGUUUUGCAACUCUGUUCGUCAUUUUCGUCUCGUCCCAUCAACGUAAACGCACUUUCGUCUCGUCACAUUUUAGUCAUCUCUGACUUAUGUUUAGCUCGUCAACGUUACGUCUUCGUCGUGGAAGAAAAGGGAAAUAUUUCCGUCAACAAAAACAACCAGUGUUGUUCUCGUUGAUGAAAAUAUUUCUUUUUGACGCUGGUGUUGACGAAAAUAUUUGACGAAAUAUGACGAAAACAACACUGUUUUGGCAACGCUGCGCUCAGUGCCAGCCGCAAUUGCCACCACGGCAACGGCGUUUUUAUUGGUGAUGCCACUCGAAUGGCCGCCGAAUAAGGUCUCCCGUCUCGCCGCCACCUCAUUUACAAGAACCUCCACCUCGAUCUCUGAAAAGUUUCUUUUUCUACGACUUGCUGAUGCCAUGGUUAAGCGUGAAAUGCCGUGCAUCCAUCAGGCUUAUCUACAUGCAAAUCACAUUCAUGAGGUAAUUUGCAUGACCAUACAUGGUGAAUUUUGGGUGUGGAGAGGGCGGGGAAGAAUCAAAUCCCUGCUGAGCAACUUUCCAGCUGGUCUGUGAUUUAUAAAGGGAAAGUGCGUGCAGGUGUGCGUAGGCAGGGUUUUAUAAAUCAGAUUUUUUUUUUUGCCUACGCACUUUUCAGCUUUUCAACUUACGUACACUUUUAGUAUGGAUCCUACGCCAGGUUUUAUAAAUGAGGCCCCAGAACUCCCAUAAAGUUCCUUCAGUUUUCAGCUGAACAUUUCACCUCAGCAUUUCACAUUUCAGUUUACCUGCCAGCUCCCAGUAAAUUUUUUAUCAUUAAGUUGGUGUGAGCUGAUGUGAGGCAUGAGCAAUGAUUUAUCAAUGUUUUUGAAGGGAGGUUGUAUGAGUUACAUGUUAUUCAUGAGUGUUUUAGCCUCAGAGGAUGUCAGUUAACUCUGCCCCUUUAACAUGAAAAUGCAGAGAGUGUUGGUACGCAAGCUAGGCUACAGUUUUCAGCAGACAUCUGUAGGACUGUUAAGUGUGACACUUUUUACAGACAAAAGAAACACACAGACGAGUUCCUCCACACUGAUCAGCUGUUUGGUCUGUAGCAACAAAGAGACCAAAUAAUGAUUCUCUCAGUGAGGAUAACAUGCUGUUUAGUGCAAAAAAAAAUGUUUUUACAGAGAAAGAAGCCCACUCAGUGCCCUGUAGGAGAGAUCAGAGAAACUUCUGAGCUAAUGUGAGAGAAAGACAGAUCCCAAAUCAGUGUGCUGCAGGCAGAAGAAUACAUCUGUGAGUCACUGGCUGAGCUGACUGACAUCCACUGAGACAAAAACAUGAAUGACAUGUAACUCAUAGAAAAACACUUAAAAAAACCUGAAAUAUACCUUUAAAGCUGGGCUGGGUGAUGAUGUUGAUUUCAUGCAGCCAGUGUAAACUACCUUGAAAAGUGCCACAAACGAUGUUGAAGACAGCUCAUCCUGUUAAGGACGAGAGCUGUGGGUCCAGUCCACAGCAGAGCAGACUUCUGUGGGAUGCUCACGGUUCCAAAAAUUUCAUGGUGUCUUAGAACAAACUGCUCAGAAAAAUGAACACUUGGACAUGAAUAAGGACAACUAACUUUAAUUAUGGAAACCAUUUUUGAGAAGCAUGCCCCAUCUGUUAGCAUGUAGGAGGCGGGACUGAGAACUGAUACUGCGGACAGUCUGCAGUCUCUUAAGUUUGAUCUCUUCGUUUAGAAUGCUGUCUAACAUUUCUGUCCCUAAACUGUCCCUCAGAACACUAAUGGGCCCCCAGACCUCAUGUUGGACCCCCGGACGGUGUGUGUUUGUAUGGACGAGGUGGUCAGCAAGCGGAGGACAGGCAGCCAGCAGACACCACUGCUGCAGGGACACCUGAAAAAGGUGGACAACAACCUGACAGAGGCCCAGAGGUUCUCCUCGCUUCCACGGAGACCAGCUGUCAACAUUGAGUUUAAGGAUGUCUCGUACUCUGUCAGAGAGGGUCCCUGGUGGAGGAAGAAAGGUACUGCCACACAACAAGUACAUCUUCAUUAGAGCAGUUUCCCUUUACAAUCAAUGACUAAGUCCAUGUCAGAAAAACUGUCCAGUAAGGUGAUAAAUCAUCAAAGUCACCGAGCUACAUAAAAUUAUUUUCAUGAUUUCAAAUAAAUCUACAAAACUGAGAAUGAAGAGCAGCACCAGACUGGUCAGAUCCUCCAGGUGAACAGGAGGGCGAAUAGGAGUAUUUCACAAGUGAAGCCAAUGCAGAAGUGCCUCAGACCUGCAAUCUUUGAAAACACCAGCAGGGGCGACUUCACUCAUCUAGUCUGUAAGUCUGAUCAUGAAGAACUCCUCCUUUUCCAUACAUCAGCAGCAUUGCGGAAGAAGAAGCUCUGUGCUGUUAUCAGGCCUUCGUACUGGUGUCCCAGCACCUGAUUCUAAUGAGCCAAAUCCAACAGGCUGAAACGCAUGGCGCAGCAGGAAUCAGGCUAAAUCAGCCCUGUCCAAGUUGCUAGUCAAGUGGUGCACAAUCCAGGUGAAAGGGAGGCACAGGACCCACAGAGGUUGGAGAAAUUCUUAGGUGGUUUUUUAGAUGACCAUGAAUUAGACCAAUCAGUGUUCACUCUGCACAAACACAAACAGGAUGAUGGUGGUUGAGCUGCAGAGUGAUGAACACCGAGAGCUGAUACAUACAGACACAGGCUUUGAAAAAUUAGUUUUUAUGAAAACGUUAUCCCACGUUAUCAUCACUUGGUUAGCAUCAGCAGCUACAACUUUAGCACACUUUAGGAGGGUUGUCUGUUUGACAGGUUAAAUAAAGGUUAUAUUUUUUAAUUGACUGAUGGAGUGAGGAGGGGUGUGAGCACAUGCAGAGAGCCAGACUGGUCCAAGGUCUGUUUCUAGCUGCAGAGGAUCAGAGACGUUGAGCAGGUCACUGUCAGUCAAAGAACUACAGUCCCCUUUCUGCUGUAGGUUACUGUCAGGUAAACAACACCUGAGGAGCAGGAGGAGGAGCUGAGUCAUUCUUCUUCAUUACAGCAGGUUAAUUCAAACAGACCAGUAGGUGGAGAGCCCAUCAGUAAAGUCAAGCAGGAGUCAGGUUUGAAUCCCACUCAUUUAUAUUUGAUUUUAUUCAGAGCCAGUUGGAGAUUCUUUCAGGAUUCAUCAAUUUGAGUUUGGUGUUUCCCUCCUCGGCUGUCCAAAUUUGCUGAGUACAGUGAACGAACAGCAAACAGUGGGAGGUAUAAGAGUUGAUGCAACAGUUUAAUAACAUCCGAGACUGAUUUAGGAUCUCUCUCUCUCUCUCUCUCUCUCUCUCUUUUUGUGUAUGUCCUGGAUUAUCAGCCUGUAAUCUGUUAAUCUGAGCCAGAGUUUGCUGCUGUAAAUAGCUACAGGUCAGCUUAACAGCAGCUCUGUUGCUCUCAGUCCACAAAAUGAAACAGACAGAGAAAAGGAACUCACUGGAUGAUGUUUCUGCAGUUUGCGAUUAAAGAGAGGAAAACAAAACAACCUGCUGCCUGUCAGUCUGAACCCAGAAUCCCACAGACCAUCACUAGCCAUCACUCUGUUUCAGUGAGACAGUCUGUAACCCGCAGACUGGCAUCACCCUGAAAAGUAUUUCCUUCAAACUGUGAAGAUUACUGUCUGAAAAACUUUGAGGAUAGUUGGAGCCAUCUGUCAACCUGAAAGAAAAUCAUGAAACUCUGCCUACCCAUCACUGCUGUCUGUUUAGAAACAUGUUCUUUAUAUAAAUCCCACCUUUAGCACAAUCUGUCAACCAAGAGGUGGCGCAAAGGAGGGACUCCAAACUUAGGGUCCAUGGACCGCUAGUUGAACAGCUGUGUGUUAUUCUUGGUCACUUUGGGUUCAGCAGGGUUACUGAUGUCAGCUGCAGUAAACAGAGGUGGAUGGUGGCUGGUGAAGGGUUUGUGAGCCUGUCACCAGAAGGUGACAUGUCAUGUUUGCAUGUCUUGGUCCUCUGGGAGGCUGCUACGGGUCGACACCUAAGCAGCAGGUUUAUUUACUCUAUGACUUUAUUCUCCCAAGUUACAACUUUAAUCUCUAAGUCUUUAAAAAACCUCAAUGUUGUCCUGAUACUCUUCUUAUUUCUAAUGUUUUUGAUUGUUGUAGCAGAGCGGAUCAGUUCGUCUCUAAGGAGUAUAAUGUUUGCAGAUUUUAGUGCGUUCAGAGAUCACGCACUCAUGCAGCCUGAGCUGACUGUCUGCUGUUUUUGGAUUUCUUGUAUUUUCUUUGAAGACGCGCUGCAUAAAAGCAUGCUUGAAAAAGGGGCGGGGGUAGUGUGGUUUUGAAACCGAAUUUGAAGCGCGCUUAGAAUUUCUUGCCAAAUGGGACACCGUUCGUGCCACGUGAUGACAUCACGCACACUUCAAAUGCACCGUUCGAACCUAAGGCGCCUUAGACGCCUUAGGUUCAGGAAGUAGUGGAGCUCUGUGUAGAGGCCAUUGCAUAGAUGCUGUCAAGAGCGCUUAAGACUGUACCAGCAAAAGUGGGACGAGAAUAAAGUGUGGAAAUCAUCCCUUUUCUGGCGCCUGAUUAUCUCACUGGAGUCAAUAUUGUCCAUCUCAACCAGUGUAAAUUUGGAGAGUGAGCUCAAGAAUACUCAGUCUGGGGUUUGAACAUCAUUAGCUUCACAGGUUUCUGUGGUGCUGUAUAGUUUCGUCCAUGUCUGCAGAAGAUGUACAGAAAUAUGGACUGAAUGAACUUAGAGUGUCAGGCACAGAGAAGGGAUUUAACUGCAUAGACAAAAAGAGGGUGCACAAGAGUCUUUACUACAGUAACAAGUUGGAUACACAGAAGAUCAGUCAGCAAGAGCAGAGGUACAAAGUCCCACAGGCUAAAAUCAGAAAACGGGAUCGGGCAGGUCCAAAAUACUGGUAACUUAAACUGGAGGAAGAGCUGGCUGUAUCAACUAGGAAGAUAGCGAUAAUCUGGCAGGGAAGUGAGGGAAUACCAGGACUGAAAAAAGGAAAGGGGAGUGAGGCUGACAAGACGCAGGUGCAACACGUUAGGGAGGGAACCGGUGAAGAACAAUGAGGGAAGCAGUACAAUAGGAACUGAAAGAGACAAGAGACAAGGGUUAACAAAAUAAAACAGGAAACUCAGAAAUAAUAAAUUAACUUGACAGAUACUGACACAGACUAACAGUCAGUGUGUUUACAUGCACAGCUUAAUCGGACUAAGAUAAUAUUUCGGUUUUCCACCUAAUCAGACUUUUUUUUAAAGACUUCGAGAUUUAGGUUGUGAAUUUACCAGACUAAAGUAAUUCAUUUAUGAGCGUAAAGUCGUAAGGUUCCCUGUUAUUUCAGAGGAGAGUUUGUAAAAUUAGGGUCAUUGAGUAUUUGAAGGAACUGUGCUUCAGUAUAGGUUUCACAAACAAGGAGAUACUUUAUCCUUUGGCACAUCAGCAUUACACUGUCACAAGUAUAAAGACUUUAAAAAGAAUAUACGAGAAAUGUGCCUUUCCACAGGGAAAAAACAGGUGUACUUGAAGGAAAUCGCUGCUUUUGUGGAGGCAGAAAUGAAUAUGCUAAGGAUAUAUCCGUUUAUGCAGCCGUAAAUAUCCGUGAAUGACAUUGAGCUUUAGUUCAUGAUAUGAAUCCAUAUGCCAUAAUAAGGUGUUGGUGUCUCUGCAGAUGUAGGUUACCGCUGGUGUCAGAGACGUGGUUCUGAUCGGAGCUCGACUCCCUCUGGAUCACAAAUGUUGAUCAUCAGUUUGAUUGUUUCUUGAAAUACCACAAAAACUCUCUGAAUGACCCGCUGAUGCAUCCACCGAUAACCCUGCAGUUGACCAGCUCCAGACAUUUCUCCCUCUACCAAAGCAGCUUUAUGACUUUAUUUAUUUUAUGACUUCACUCUCCUAAGUUUACAACUUUAAUCUCUUUAAUCAUCAGGCUUCUCGAUGUGGCCCUGAUACGCCAAUGUAGUUUUGUCAGCUUUCUUAUUUCUAAUGUUUUGAGUUAAGAGAGCAUGCGCGCAUGGAGCCUGAGCUGACUGUCUUGUGUUUUUGGAUUUCUUUUAUUUUCUUUGAAGAGUCCAGUCUCUCACCUGAAAUGCGCAGCUGUGCAGUGGCACGCAAAGAAUUCUGGGAUACCAAGGCCAUGAAAGCGUGCAUAAAUGCACGCUUGAAAAAGGGGCGGGGGCAGGGUGGUUUUGGGACUGCAUUUUAAGCAUGCUCAGAAUCACAAGCCAAAUGUGACACUGUUAGCUCCGCGUGAUGACGUCACAUACACUUGAAAUGCACCAUUCAACGGUGCAGUCUCUGAAUGGAGACACAGCCAUUGUCUGAUCAUAAUCUGACUACGCCGGUUACAUGGUAGAGAAAAUCGAACUCCAAUCACAAUAUCUGGGUGUCUUAAUCGGAAUUCUCUAACUCCAAUCAGAGUUCUCAAACUCUGAUUAUAGUCGGACUAAUGUGUUAAAAUACACUUCAGUUUUCCGGUUUUAAAAGUUUUCCACAGAAAAGAAAACACAGGGAGCCACAAAACCCCUCUGGCAUCUAAAAUGAAGAUAACAUUUGCAUUAGGCCUGGGCGAUAUAGAAAAAAAGCAUAUCGAUAAAAAAUAAAUCAUAUUGAUCGAUAUCGAUAAUUAUCGAUAUAAUUAUUAUAAUUAUUUAACAUAUAUUUUAAUUGCAGCCCUGGAUGUUUUAUGCUAUUGCUUAAUGACCUACUUUUAAUAAAGAACACACAAGCACUGAAUUCAAAUUCAAACCUUUAUUCAACCACCUUUUUUAUUUUACCACAACUGAAAGUUUUUAAAAAAAGAACUAAAAAAAAAAAGAAAUCAACUUAAGUGGCCUGAGUGACGUCAGUAAAUACUGACAAACAUAAAGACUAAAGUGACCAGAAAAUCUGAUAAAUAAAUAUUUAAAUAGUCUUUUGAUGAAAAUAAACAAAACAAACAAAUAUAUAAAUAAACAGAAUAGCUUUAGGUGGGAAUAGCAUACUACCAGUUUUAACUGUGUGGGAAACUGCCCACAGCCUGGUGUCUGAACACUGAAAUAUUUCUCCCGGGGUCGGGAGAUUUAUUUUUUUUUAAUUAUCAUGUGAUUGACUUAAUACACAAACUAAGCACGAGAAGCAGGACUUAUCCACGCCGGUGUUGUGUCGUAGAAUGCACCCCUGCCGAAUGCACCCCCUGCUAGUAGCCAUGAUCCAAAUACUCGCGUCUUUGUAAAAUAUGAGCUCAUUUGAACGUAUUUCCUCCGCACCAUUCUCACCUUUUCAACCCCUGACCCAUUUUCAUGCCUGAAGCGCUGUGUUUGAGAAAUACUUGCGGCCGGGCACUUCAUAUCGCGGGUCGAGAGUGGCUAGAAGCUGGUCGAAGCCAGGCUUUUCAGCGGUAGUUAUUGGCAGUAUGUCCCUCGCUAUGGAGCAUGUUACUGCAUGGGUGAUGUCCUUAUGCCGCUCGGACGCUUUGUCGUAUUUUGGCAAGAAACGAAGUCCAGUUUGGUCUGCUUCACUUGCUUUGUGCUGGUGCUGGCAGCGGUUCCAGAGGAUUCCUCCGACGAUGACGUGGAGCCGCGGCGCGGCCGACACAGCUCGUACUCCUGCGGGUGCGAUCGGUUUAGAUGGUAAAACAAGUUGGUUGUGUUACCAGACUUGGUUUUUACUAAUUCUCUGCAAAUUUUGCAAACGACCGCUGUUCGCUUUUUGUCAGACUUCUAAAAACCAAAACAUUGCCAUGCUGGUGAACUACUGAAACCUUUUUUCUGUAUCAUUUUUUCUAAUACACGUGCUGUCUGUUGUGGUUUGAUAGGGGCUGGACUUGGUGCCGUAGCGUACCUGGGUCUGCGUUUGUGAUUGGUUGGGAGGAAGUAAUGACUGUAGUAAAAGCUACAUGAUAGGCUAUGAUGAAAAAGAAAGGGAAACUGUGUUUUUCUAUCGAACUUUUUAUCGACCCGUUUUUUUUCUAUCGCACCACACGUCUAUCGAUCAAUAUAUAUUGUUAUCGAAUUAUCGUCCAGCACUAAUUUGCAUAUAUUGUUUUUUUUUACCUUUAUAAAAAACUGUAGUGAGUUUCAUUUAUGAAAUGAAUGAACUGCUGCAGAGAAAAAGAAAUGUUAUAUCUGCAGGCAAACAAAAAUAUUUGAACAGUUUGAAAUAAUCUUAAAGACCCACUUCGAUGAAAAUCACGUUAUUCUUGUUGUCUACAUGCUCAUACAUCAUUUUCCAGAAGCUACAGGACAUAUCAUAAGUAAUACAAGAGCGAAAUUGCAUUUCUGAGUAUUUCUACAUUCAAAUCACUGUGAAUCUCUGGCAGACCCAAACGGUAGUCUCAGACGCAGGGAGAUUUCCUACUUUACAACUGCACGCUCCACCCUUGGAGCCCUGCAUGCAGGCCACACUCAGAGGAGUUGAAAGGAAGAUCGCACAACAAGCGUGUGCGUUAAAUAAGAAACACAAUUUCACUGAACAAUGUAAGAUACUAUAUAUUUGCAAAAUAAUAGCCAAUUAAAAUGUGAAAUUUACUUGCUUAAAGUGACUUUCGCUCCUGAACCUAAGCGCACAGCGUCUCCACAUCCAGGCUGUGUGACAUCACAUUCAUCUUCACAUAGGUUUUCGGUUUUCCCUAGUCCACAGUUAUGAUGCAUAUUUUGAGCGAUAAAAAAAAAUUGAACAUGGUUUAUUUAAUGUUACAAGAGCAUUAAAAACUUUGAAUUUAGAAUGACACAAAAAACUAAAGUCAAAUAAAUUCAAAUGAGAUAUUUAUUAUUAUUUUCCAAAUCCAAAGGGAGCCGCAGCUUAGGGAAGAAAGAGCCGCUUGCGGCUCCAGAGCCGCGGGUUGGUUCACCUGGUCUAGAGGAAUCUAAGAGAAGAAGGAGGUCAGGGUCUGAGGCGGACAAUCAUAGAUGAUGCAGCUGGGUCAGGCAGGUCCACAGCAGCCAACCGUCUGUAGCACCAGUUCAAAGGAACCUAGGAGACUGGGGGGCUCAGGGACAUUCAGAGAGAUCUGGUUAGUACCUUAAAUGGGACAUGAAGAUCUAAAGGAGAGAGAGGGACAGACAGGAGCUUAGUGUGCCAGAUAACCCCGGCAGUCUUAGCCUAUUGCCACAUAACUAAGAGGUGGUUCAAGCCUAACCAGCCUUAAAGGGAUAUUCAUGCGUAAAAUUAAGUUAAGGUCAAACAUACCGUAACACUGAGUUAGACACCCUGUCAAGAGAUGAAUGUUGCCAACCUCUUGCUUCUCUAGUUAUACCAACUUUAGUAAUGACCACAUGAUAGCAAUACACAGAGCCCGGAGGUCUCUAUACAAACAAGCGGCUGCUGGAAGAGAGUGGGAGAGUUGUGUGAAACAAGAAAUCAGGCAAAGUUAAGAAGAUGUUUUGAUGGUUAGUACUGUGGCUGGGACGCUGUAUGUACUGUUGAUUAAGUUACGUGCUGUUCUGCGCAUUAUUUGUGGCUAUAAAGUGGCUUUUUGGUUCAGCGCGUGGUUCCUGGGACCACUGUGUAUUGCCAUUGUACAGUCGUUACUAAAGUUAGUAUAACUAGAUAAGCAAGCGGUCGGCAACAUUGAUCUCUUGAUCGGUUGUCUAACUUGGUGUUACGGUGUGUUUGACCCAUAACUUAAUUUUCUGACAGAAUAUCCUUUUCACUAUAAGCUUUAUACAGAAGUUUUAGGUCUACUCUUGAAAGUUGAGAGGGUGUCUGCCCCCUGAACCUUGAAUGGUAAAUUAUUACAGAGGAGAGGGGCCUGAUAGCUGAAAGCUCUACCUCCAAUACUACUUCUAGAGACAUUUGGGACAAUGAGCAGACCUGCAGACUGUGGGCAUAACGGUCUAGGCGGUAAGUAGGGUAUUACGGGUAUUAACCAGCCUAGAGGUAACAAAAGCAUGGACUAGUUUUUCUGCAUCACUCUGAGACAGGAUGGGUCUAAUUUUUGAGAUAUUGCGCAGGUGGAAAAAAGCUAUCCUAGAGAUUUGCUGAAUGUGGGAGCUGAAGGACAAAUCCUGAUCAAAUAAAACUCCCAGAUUCCUUACAGUGGUAUAACUGUAACUAUACUAACUGCUUUAUACCUGCCUGAUAUUUGCUUCUAACCUGCUUCAUAUUUGAACACUAAAAACACCUGAUAGAGGUGAUUUCACAGCAGUCUAAAAGCUUCAGAGCAGAAUACUUAAACUAGAAAAAACUGAAGGCAGUUACUUUCUGUUCCAUACUGACCUCAAGAGUUGUUGUGUUAAACAAUUACAACAACAACAACAACAACAACAACAAAACACCCUACAGCCGCUGGUAGACCGCAAAGGACCUCUUAAAGGCCCUUAAAGCUGAGGGCCAAGGGGAAGAAGUGAAAACACAACCCGAAGAAAUGAGACGCCACAUUCCUGCUACAUAAUCAUACUUUGCUGCUUGCUGGCUGUGUCGUAGGCAGUUGCGGCAAUUUCUGUAAACAGAAUUAUAAUUGUUGCAAAAAAGUCAGAAAACAAAGAUGGGCGCCUACUGUUGGAACGUUAAGCCAUUGUUAGUUGUUGUUAACUUUUGUUAUCUAUACCAGUUAAAAACAACACAUAACAUGGUGUCUAAAUCAUGAGCUCACAAGAGCAUGUAGUUUCUACAUUAGAAGCUACAUUACCUAAUAUAGUUUCUCUUCUUUUCUCCUCUCUUCUCUUCUCUCUCUCUCUCUCUCUCUCUCUCUCUCUCUCUCUCUCUCUCUCUCUCUCUCUGUCUCACUCUAAGCCUCUUUCUCUCUCUUUCUCAGUCUGAGUUUGUUCUGCAACCAUUUUAUUUAAAUCCUGAAACGUUUUUUCUAAUAGGUCUUUUUCUUAAAAUGUUUUAGCUAACACCUUUUUUCUAAAUCUUUUUUAUUAUCAUCAUCAUCAUCAUCAUCAUCAUCAUCAUCAUCAUCAUCAUCAUCAUCAUCAUCAUCAUCAUUAUUAUUAUUAUUAUUAUUAUUAUUUUAUUAGGGACACAGGGCAAACGCACCAAGGCACUGGCUCCUAUACAAUAGAGAUGCUUUAAACUCUACAACUACAGAGUUGUAAGACAAAUUACAUAUCAAAAUGUGUGGUUUGAUCUGAAUCAGUGUCCUAUUACUUUUCUCAAUUGUAUAUGAAUUUUUCGCUAAGUCAAUGGGACAGGGCAACAAAAAGAGCUUUUCAAACAUCUACUGCUCCUGCACCGUUUUUUUGUUUGUUUUUUUCAUUUUUUUUAUGUUGUAUUAAUUAAUACUUGGAAAAGAAAUCUUUGUCUUAGGUGUGCUCCUUGUAUAUAAUAUCACAGUCGUAUUAAUAGUAUUAAUUAUUUAAAAUCUCUGUCAAACCUCAUCAUGAUGUACACACCCUGACAGUAGCCCCCUUCCGACCCCUUCAAAAUAUCCGGAGGGAAUUUUCCAGUGAUGUUUAAUGUGAAGUACUUUGAUCUGAGCUCUGACCGAUGAUGGAGGUCUCCUGGAGACUUGAUGCUGUAUCAUCAGAGGGCUGACUGAGAGUCCUAAGGAGGUUCUGACCUGAACCUGCAGAUAGAACCAGCAAAAACGUUCAGAUAUUUGAGUCCUAAAUCAUUGAAAAAGGCCUCAGAUUUGAUUACUGUGUCCCUCCCUCUGUAAUAAUCUGGUGUGCUGUGUCUGGGUAUCUUCUGUCAGUAAUUGCCUCUCAGUGUGCAUAAAGUAUUCAGUCAGCACAGGGACGCUCAGUCCUGCAGAGGACAAAGACCGGCAGCAACUCAGUUUAAAGCAGAUUCAGAGCCAGCUGCUGUUUUGUUGUGUUAAGUCUGUAAUGAGAUGCUGUCUGAGGGUUAAACAGCUCAGGUUUCUAGGAACUCUCUGUGAAGGUUCCUGUUAGAGAGUUUCACUGAGACAACUCACCUGCUCAGAUGGGACAGGCGCUCCUCCUCCUGAGAGGGAAAACCAUGGAGACCCUGAGAAAGUGGGAGUAAUGGAUAGAACAUGAUGUCAGAGAAGGUGAGGGAGAGGUCAGUCCUGUUGCAUUUUGGGUAACGAUAGUGUGCAGCAUGUUAAUAAGGGCACUGCAGCUCAUUAUCCAAACUGCAGACAAAUAAAUACAUGAGCUUACCUGACAGCCCAAACUGAGGGCGAAGAGAGCCCGCAGCUAAAAAAAAAAAAAAAAGGUUUGAUCCAGAUGGAAGGGUUCAUCUGGAGUGAUCCGCUGCAUCUCACCCCCCUUAGUCUGACCAGCACCACUCUGAUACUUCCUUUUUGUAUGAGUAAAUAUUUAAUGACAUCCAACUGGAAGCUGACACCUGACACACUUUAAAAUAAAGGUAUCUUUAAAAGUAUUUCUGACCUAUGUGUCAGUGACAUUUAAAUCUCUGAUAUCAAUGUUUCAGCUCUGAAACCUGCAGAAACUAAAGACCUUAACCCUUAACAUGUUAUUAUUGAAGUCUGACAACUAUUUCUGCCCUUAAAAAUAAAAUUCCUCAUUAUAUUACAGUAGGGGGAAUACAGGGCCUUUAGGAUCUGAAGAUACUGAUACUGAUAUGAUCCUGUAUCAGCACUGAAGUAACAACAACCUUCCAGACCUAAGUGCCCCAGUAUGAGGAUCAGACUGGAAUCUCUCAGCACAAAAUUAGUACAAAAUAUGUUGGAGUUGUUGGGGAUGUUGGAGUUUUUGGAGAUGUUGGAGUUGAAAGGCUUGUUGGAUUUGUUGGAGUUAGUGGAGGACUAUGAGAUCAAAAGAAAAAAAGGGGGGAAAGGAGUGCUUGCUGGAUUUAAAAAAAGGGAGGUGUAAGUUGUUGGUUUUUUUUUGGAAUGGGAUUCACACAGUCAUGUGGCAGAAAGAGAAGAAAACUCCAAGGCACCCUCCUCAUACUAUUAAAAUGCCUUUAUUGAAACAGCAUGGUCAUGUAGACCUUAAUAAAAACAUCAAGCCUUCUUCGAGACUUGACCUGCAGGUGGUGGCAAACAUAACAACUCUCCAGCAGAUGGUGCUAUUCAGGUCAAUAACAGUUCCCACAGUGUUUAAACUCAAACCCAUUACACACACAAAAAAAUAAAAAUAAAAAGUACUGCUUUAGACAGUUGUACAAGGCAUACAUAUUUUAAACACAAAGACUUAGUGCUUAAACAACAUCCUUCCUUCACAAGAAUACAGUGUAAUCUAUAGUUUUAUUUUUCUUCUCCCUUUUUUCCUUUUUCUAAAUUUUUUUCUUAAUUAUUACAUUUAUUUAAGUUCUUAAUAUUAGGAUCUUUAUUUUUAUAACUGCAUUUUUGCACGAUUUGUCUGUGAUGCUGCUGUGACAAAAAAAUUUCCCCCAUGGGGGAUCAAUAAAGGAAUAUUCUAUUCUAUUCUAUUCUAAUCCUGUUCUUCAUUUAGUCCAGGGUGUUUUGUGGCUCGUAGUUUGUCAAUCCAGAAUGCCUCCUUUUGUCAUCUUUUCUGAUGGUCAGAGGAAUGUGGUCAUAACAAAGAUUUGUAAUAUAGUUGUGUUGCUGUUAUGGAAAUCCAAGUAAUGUUUUGCCAUGGGGUAGUGGAUUAUUCCAGUUCUUAUUGCAUAUUUGUGUUCUGCAAGUCUAUCUUGUAGGUGUCUUUUGGCUCUGCCAAUGUAAAAAAACUUGGGACAUUCUAGCCUUGUCACGAUUCAGGCACCGAGGCUCAAAUGCGGACAAAGAGACUCAAGACAGAGCAGUUCAAUUAAACAGAUAUUUAUUUGGUCCCAAAAAUGCAAACAGAAAUAGGAAAACGGAACUAAGGUGGGCAGUAACAAUUAACAAAAAGCGCUGUCUGAAAAACGCGAGACAGGAUCAGUAAUAAUUAACAAAAAGCUCUGUCUGUAAAAACGCGAGACUGGAACAGUAAUAAUUAACAAAAAGCGCUGUCUGCAAAACGCGAGACUGGAACAGUAAUAAUUAACAAAAAGCGCUGUCUGCAAAAACGCGAGACAGGGUCAGAACAAUUAACAAAAAACGCUGUCUGCAAAACGCGAGACAGGGUCAGAACAAUUAACAAAAAAAACGCUGUCUGCAAAACGCGAGACAGGGUCGGGUACUACCAGAGCUAGCGAGAGAGCGAGUGAGCAGGCAGUCCGUGAUCUCCGACUGGAGGGGGAGAGGCAGGUGGUGAUGGCGUGAGGCGGCGUCCUGGACGGAGCUGGGAUGAAAAGCAGGAGAGCUGGGUACGCAGGCGGGAAGAGCAGGCGGAGUGGGCAAGGGGUCUUCAGGUUACGGUCCAGCGUCGGGUUGUGGGAAGUGUCCGGUUUUUAUGGCAGCGGGUGAAUGAAUGAGAGCGCUCCUCUCCCCGCCACACGGAUCGAUCCGCUGAUUAGAAAGUGGCUGCACCUGUCCGCCCUGAAGCUGCAUCACACCAAUACCUGCUUAGAGAGAGGGAGAGGAGGAGAAGAGGGAGGGGGGAGAAGAGAAAAGAGGGAGAAGAGAAAAGAGAGGCUGCCCCUAUCUGGCCCUAGAAGUAGAGGGCGUGACAGUACCCCCCCCCCCCCCCCCCUACGUGCACCUCCAGGUGCACGAAGGCGCUUCUCUGGGUGGCCAACUUCUUUGACUCCACCCGGAGUGGGAGAUCCUUGGCCCUGAGCCAAACCCUCUGGCCCGGGGCGUAGGCAGGAGCAGGGGAACGGCGACGGUUGGCCUGUUGCUCCAUUCUCAAGGAGGCCCGGCGGAGGGCGACCCGAACCUUCCUCCAAGUUCGUUUGCACCUCCUGACGAAGCUUUGCACCGAGGGUAUGACAAUCUCCUCUUCAGAAGCUGGAAACAGGGGGGGCUGGUAUCCCAGGACGCACUGGAAGGGGGACAGUCCAGAGGAAGAGUUAGACAGGGAGUUGUAAGCAUACUCCACCCAGGGGAGUUGAUUGCUCCAGGUCGUAGGGUGUUCUGAGGCCACACAGCGUAGGAAAGUCUCUAGAGACUGAUUGGCCCGUUCCGUCUGGCCGUUCGACUGUGGGUGGAAACCAGAAGAGAGACUGACCGUGGCCCCCAGAGCCUUACAAAACGCCCUCCACACCUCUGACGUGAACUGGGGACCACGGUCGGAGACUAUGUCGGAAGGGAUGCCGUGAAUCCUGAAAACCUGAGAGACCAGAAGAUCUGCAGUCUUAAUGGCUGUGGGUAACUUGGGCAGGGGAAGGAAAUGGGCAGAUUUGGAGAACCGGUCGACAAUGGUUAAUAUGGCAGUGUUGCCCUGGGAAGGAGGGAGGCCUGUGACAAAAUCCACUGCAAUGUGGGACCAGGGUCUCCUGGGAAUGGGAAGCGGCCGCAGGAAUCCGGAGCUGGGUUGAUUGGAUGUUUUGUUGCGGGCACAGACGGAGCAGGCCAGGGUGAACUCACGGGUGUCUGCCUCCAUGGUGGGCCACCAGAACCGUUGCCGGAGGACCUCUAAGGUGCGGGCAGAUCCGGGAUGACAGGCGAACUUAGAGGUAUGCCCCCACAGGAGGACCUGCGGGCGGACGGCUUCUGGGACAAACAGGCGGUUUGGAGGACUGCCUCCAGGGUCAGGUUGCUGUUCUAGGGCCCGGAGUACUUGGGCCUCAACCUCCCAAGUGAGGGAGGCGACAAUGCGAGUCUGGGGCAAGAUGGGUUCCGGGUCUGGCAGGGCGUUCUCUCCGGAGAACUGACGGGACAGGGCAUCAGGCUUGGUGUUCCUGGACCCGGGGCGAUAAGUGAUGGAGAAGUUGAAGCGGCUGAAGAAGAGGGACCAGCGGGCCUGGCGGGAAUUCAUCCUCCUUGCCGACCUGAUGUAUUCCAGGUUCUUGUGGUCUGUCCACACGAUGAAAGGCUGCAGGGCACCCUCCAACAGAUGCCGCCAUUCCUCCAGAGCGAGCUUGACGGCCAACAGCUCGCGAUCUCCGACGUCAUAGUUCCUCUCUGCGGGGGUAAGACGCCGUGAGAAGAAGGCACAGGGGUGUAGUUUUUGGUCUGUAGCAGCCCGCUGGGACAGGACUGCCCCUACCCCGGUGUCCGAGGCAUCCACCUCCAGGAUGAACUGUCUCUCGGGAUCUGGCUGGAUCAGGAUAGGCGCCGAAACAAAGCAUUGCUUCAGCUCAGAGAAGGCUUUGUCUGCUUCAGGGGUCCAACCAAAGAUCUUGGUGGUGGAAGUGAGGGUGGUCAGGGGGGCUGCCACAGAGCUGUAAUUUCGGAUGAAACGGCGGUAGAAGUUUGCAAAACCAAGGAAGCGCUGAAGCUGUCUCCGGUCUUCGGGACGGGGCCACUCAGUCACUGCCUCCACCUUUAAUGGGUCCAUCUUGACCUCCCCGGAGGAGAUGAUGAAUCCCAGGAAAGCCACAGUGGAUGCGUGGAACUCACAUUUCUCUGCCUUGACGAAGAGGCGGUUCUGGAGGAGACGUUCGAGGACCUGGCGGACAUGGCAGACGUGUUCUUCAAGGUUUCGGGAGUAUAUUAAGAUGUCAUCCAGGUAGACGAAGACGAACCGAUUGAGCAUGUCCCUCAAGACGUCGUUGAUGAGGUUCUGGAAAACUGCGGGGGCGUUAGUGAGGCCGAAGGGCAUGACCAGGUAUUCAAAGUGUCCCAGGGGAGUAUUGAAGGCGGUCUUCCACUCGUCGCCCUCCCGGAUUCGGAUGAGGUGGUAGGCAUUUCUAAGAUCCAGUUUGGUGAAGACAGAGGCUCCAUGCAGCGGGGUGAAGGCAGAAUUGAUUAGGGGAAGGGGGUAAGUAUUUUUAACAGUAAUGUCAUUGAGGCCCCGGAAGUCUAUGCAGGGACGGAGGGAUUUGUCCUUCUUGGAGACAAAAAAGAAUCCAGCGCCGACAGGGGAUGAAGAGGGGCGGAUGAUGCCAGCCGCCAGAGAAUCGCGGAUGUAGGACUCCAUGGUGGCCUGUUCAGGUCUAGACAGGUUGUACAGUCUGCAGCGGGGUAGUGUAGCUCCGGGAAGUAAGUCUAUAGCACAGUCGUAGGGUCUGUGUGGGGGCAGAGACAGGGCUUGAUCCUUGCUAAAAACCAUGGCCAGAUCGUGGUACACAGAAGGUACAAGGUCCAGGUUGAGGGGUUCGGAAGGUAGGGCCUGGGUGCUGGCUCGAGUUUCAGGAGUCAGGGCAGACGUCAGGCAACGUUGGUAGCACUCCCGGCUCCAGGAACGGAUCUCCCCCUGCUGCCAGUCAAUGUGGGGAUUAUGGACCUGGAGCCAAGGGAACCCAAGAACCAAGGGUGGAAUAGACUGGUCGAUGAGGUGGAAGGAAAUUGUCUCAUGGUGGUUGCCCCCCACCACCAGGGAGACCGGAACAGUCUUAUGGCGGACUUGGGCCAGGUGGAGUCCGUUCAGAGCACGAGCCUCCAGGGGCGCGUCAAGAGUUUCUGUGGGAAUGCCGAGCUGGGACGCCAGGCGAGAGUCCAGGAAAUUCUCUUCAGCCCCAGAAUCCACCAGGGCUAGAAGAGGGAUAGGCUGACGCUGCCAACACAGGGUUAUGGCCACUUGGAGACGUUGUGGGGGCGAAGUAGUAGUAGUACGGCUCACCAGCAGAUCCCCCGUCACUGGCGAGCCGGACCUUUUGGCGGACGGGCAGGGCAGAAGGCAAUGUAGUGACCCGGACGCCCACAAUACAGGCACAGGUUUGCUGACCGACGUUGUAACUUCUCAGACUCAGUGAGGUGGGCACGGCCGAUCUGCAUUGGCUCUGGGAGAGACUCCGGCGGGGGGUCCGGCUGAGUUCUGGGGCCUGGGGCACUUGGGGUUCUGGUGGGUCCUAGUACAGAGCGGGCGCUGCGUUCUCGCCUCCUUUCCCGGAGCCGGUUGUCAAUCUUAAUCGCUAAUGCGAUGAGGUGGUCUAGGUCUGGAGAGUCGUCACGAGUUGCCAGCUCGUCCUUUAGGGCCUCACCUAGCACUUUGUAAAAGGCUCCCUGGAGCGCGCCGUCGUUCCAGGAGCUCUCUGCAACCAGCGUCCGGAACUCCACCGCAAACUCUGCGACACUCCUUGUCCCUUGGGAGAUGGCCAUGAGGCGGUGGCUGGCGUUGUUUCCGCUUACUGGGUGGUCAAAACCUUCCUCAUCUCUGCCACGAACGCCGCGUAGGACUCACAGGCACUGUCCUGGCGCCCCCAAACGGCCGUGCCCCACUCUCUCGCCUGUCCUGACAAUAACCCGAUGGUGUAGGCUAUUUUUGAACGAUCGGAGGCAUAGGAGAGAGGCUGCAUCUCAAAAACUAGUGAAACCUGAGUUAAAAAGGUCUGGCAGGAUCCUAACUCCCCCCUGUAACGUUCAGGUACAGGCACUACAGGUUCACGAAAGGGAGGUGGAACACUAACGCUAGCCAAGACAGGAUUAGCGGCUAACGCUGAGCCUGGGGGAGCAGUCUUAGCAAUUUGACCAGCCAACCCUCUUAACUGGGUGGUUAGUUCAGAGAUCUGAUUAAGCAUAACAUGAUUGCUACUGACCAGGGAACGCAACAAUUCAUCAUGUUGAGCUAACACGCAUUCCUGAUUAGCAAUAGCUUGUUGAAACGUGGUAGCGGGGGAGACUGCCUCCGCGCCAGUCUCUUUGUCUGCUGAGCUCAUCUAGGCUGGACCGUACUGUCACGAUUCAGGCACCGAGGCUCAAAUGCGGACAAAGAGACUCAAGACAGAGCAGUUCAAUUAAACAGAUAUUUAUUUGGUCCCAAAAAUGCAAACAGAAAUAGGAAAACGGAACUAAGGUGGGCAGUAACAAUUAACAAAAAGCGCUGUCUGAAAAACGCGAGACAGGAUCAGUAAUAAUUAACAAAAAGCGCUGUCUGUAAAAACGCGAGACUGGAACAGUAAUAAUUAACAAAAAGCGCUGUCUGCAAAACGCGAGACUGGAACAGUAAUAAUUAACAAAAAGCGCUGUCUGCAAAAACGCGAGACAGGGUCAGAACAAUUAACAAAAAACGCUGUCUGCAAAACGCGAGACAGGGUCAGAACAAUUAACAAAAAAAACGCUGUCUGCAAAACGCGAGACAGGGUCGGGUACUACCAGAGCUAGCGAGAGAGCGAGUGAGCAGGCAGUCCGUGAUCUCCGACUGGAGGGGGAGAGGCAGGUGGUGAUGGCGUGAGGUGGCGUCCUGGACGGAGCUGGGAUGAAAAGCAGGAGAGCUGGGUACGCAGGCGGGAAGAGCAGGCGGAGUGGGCAAGGGGUCUUCAGGUUACGGUCCAGCGUCGGGUUGUGGGAAGUGUCCGGUUUUUAUGGCAGCGGGUGAAUGAAUGAGAGCGCUCCUCUCCCCGCCACACGGAUCGAUCCGCUGAUUAGAAAGUGGCUGCACCUGUCCGCCCUGAAGCUGCAUCACACCAACACCUGCUUAGAGAGAGGGAGAGGAGGAGAAGAGGGAGGGGGGAGAAGAGAAAAGAGGGAGAAGAGAAAAGAGAGGCUGCCCCUAUCUGGCCCUAGAAGUAGAGGGCGUGACAAGCCUGUAAAUAACAAAAUUAGUCUUGCUGUUGAUAAAGUUAUUGAUUUUGUACUCUUUUUGUGAUGGUAAAUCCAAAAAAGUCUUGUACAGUGGUUACAGUGGCUGCAUUGAUAAGGCCCUUUUGGUUUUGGUCCCAGCCAUGAAGUUGGAUUGUUGGGUUUAAGGUGACUAUGAACCAGUUAAUCUUGUAGUGUUAGGGCUCAUCGGAAGCUGACAGAGGAGGCUGUAAAAUGUUAAGUAGUCCAUCACUCUCAGUGGAGGAUGUGGUGGAGAGAUCUACGCUGAGAAAGGUGGAGACUAUUCUAAAGAACAUGGAUUAUCCACUUCAUAACACCUUAAUAGACUAAAGGGCCAAUGGUGGUGGACGGUUCCUCUCUAUUCGCUGCAGGACAGAAAGAUUCAGAAGAUCUUUUGUGCCCACAGCCAUCAGACUUUACAACUUUUCUGUAAAUAGUAGAUGACUCUUAGGGACAUUACAAAUGAGAUUGCAGACAAUUGGAUUUCCCUUUAGAGAUCAAUAAAGUUCUUAUUCUUAUUAUUCUUAAAUCUACCUGUGAACCAGACCAAAGCAAACACACAUCAUCAAUGUACUGUCCACACCAGACUAUGUGGUUUCGAAACCUAUUUUUUUUCAUUGUUCAAAACAAAGUCCUUUCCCCAUUUUCCAAGGUAUAAACCUGCAUAAGAAGGACUGUAGCAUGCCUCAAUGGCACAACCUUUCAUCUGUUUGAAUACCUCAUCUUGAAACAUAAAGAUGUUGUUUUUUAAAGGCCAUUCUAUCAAUGUAAGAAAAGAUUAAUCAGGUGGUGUUUCAGGUUCUGUUCAGGUGUCCAAAAAUGUUUUAGUGCUGCCAGGCCUUGUGCAUGUUCUAUUGUUGUGUAGAGUGAUCCACAUCCAGGAUAGCUAAAAAAAGAUGUCAGAGAUGUUUGAGUUGGAGUUGUUGGAGACGUUGGACUUGUAUGAGAUGUGCAAAUUGUUGGAGAUGUUGGAGUUGUUGCAGAUGUUGCAUUUUUUUGGAGAUUUGGAAUGUAAAAGUUAUCAGAGUUGUUCAAUGGUUGAAGAUGUUGUGUUGGAGAUAUGAGAGUUGUUGGAGAACUUGGCUUUGUUGGAUUUGUUGAACAUACAGUUUUUGAAUAUGUUUGAGUUCUUUGAGUUUUUUAAGUUGUUGGAUAUGUUAGAGUUCUUGGGGAGGUUAGAGUUUCAGAGGUGUUUCAGAUGUCGCAGAUGUUGAAUUAUUUGGAGAUGUUGAAGUUUUUUAAGUUGUGAAAGUUGUCCGAGUUGUUGAAUUGUGAAAGAUGUUAGGGUUAGAGCAUAGACUGUAUAUACUAUGGACAACCUGGUUCCGCCUACCGCCUGUAUAUGGAUUUGAAGCCAAAUAACUCUCGGUAUUUCCGGGAUUUUUGUUCAUUUCCUGAAACCAGCGCUGUGCAGUAGCGUUGUGCGCAUUCGGCCGCGCAGUCGCAGAGAGUCACUGUGAUGAUGCUCGGCUCAAACAGCGUAUCCCCCGGGAGAGCUACUCAAUCCCUGAACGCCCAUAGGCUGUAUCAGGUGUCAAUCAUAGCAAACAUGAACCCCCUAAUAACUUUUAAAAACUGAGCUUCACAGAAAAAAAGAGGACUUGAGCACAAACCAGUCUUACAAUAACUACAUGUCAACACCGCAAGCAGGGGGGAGAAAAAUGUAUGUUCUGUUAAAUAAAUUUCUAAAGUUGGUCCACAGCCCCAUAAGCUUUGCUGGCGGAAACGGGAUUUAUGACCUAUACUGCAGCCCAUCAACAGAGGGUGCUGUUCUUGGAGUGGCUUCACCCCGCGAGGAGGCAGACGGCAUCCAUUCUAUAUACAGUCUAUGGGUUAGAGAUAUAAGAGUUGUCGGAGUUGUUGGAGAUCUUGGAGUUUUUGUAGUUGUCUAGGUACCUGAAGUUGUUUGAGUUCUUGGCUUUGUUGGAGUUGUUGGACAUGCAAGAGUUGUUGGAGAUGUUUGAACUGUUGGAGUUGUAGGUGAUGUUGAGGUUUUUGGAGUUGUUGUAGUUGAUGCAGAUGUUGGAUCUUUGGGAGAUGUUGAAGCUUUAAAGUUUUAAAAGUUGUCAGAGUUGUUGAAUUGUCGAAGAUAUUUUGUUGGAGAUAAUAGAAUUGUUAGAGUUGUUGGACGUAUAAGAAUUGUUGGAAAUGUUUGAGUUCUUGGAGUUGUUAGAGAUGGUGUAGUUGUUGGAGAUCAUAGAGUGUUUGAAGUUGUUGGAGCUGUAGGACUUAGAUUAAGUGAAGGAAAAUGACAUUUUGAGGUUAUUUGAGGUGUUAGGGAAAUUGGAGAUGUUGGUAGUGUGGGAGAUAAUGUAGUUGUUGGAGUUUUUGAGAUUUUAAAGUUGUUAGAGAUGUGGAAGUUGUUGAAGAUGUUUGAGUUGUCAGGGAUGAUGGAGAUGUUUGAGUUCUUGGAAUAUUUGGAUAUUUUGGAAUUGUCUGAGUUGUUUGUGUCAUGUGGCAGGGUUAAACAAAAGAAAAAAAAAUAACAACAAUAAUAAUAAUAAUAAUAAUAACAAUAAUAAUAAUAAUAAUAAUAAUAAUAAUAAUAAUAAUAAUAAACUUUAAUUGUGUAGCACCUUUCAUGACAUGAGAUGCAGCUCAAAGUGCUUUACAGAUCAAGAACAAAGCACAAGUGCUUUACAGAGAAGGUAAAUGAUUAGCAAUAAAACAAUAAAAUUAACAAUAAAAACAAUAAAAUUAGCAAUAAAAAAAAUAAAAAUAAAAAUUAGCAGAAAAUAAAUGCAGAAACAUAAAACAACAUUAUAAUAAUACCAAACAGUGCGGACACAAUCAAAUAAAAGCAAGAGUGAAGAAAUAGGUCUUAAGCUGUGUUUUAAAGUUAUCAACAGAGGUUGCCUGUCUUAUGUAAACUGGGAGUUUAUUCCAUGCUGUCGGCCCAUAGAAGCAGAAUGCUGCUUUUCCAUGUUUUUAUACACCAUUUUAGGUACUUCAAGCAGGUCAGCAGUGGAUGACCUGAGGGAGCGGUUUGGGACAUAUCUGGGUAGACAGUCAACUAGGUAGGAGGGUGCCAGACCAUUGAGAGCUUUAUAAACAAGUAAAAGAAUUUUAAAAUCAAUCCUAAAAACAACCGGAAGCCAAUGCAGUGACGCUAAAACUGGAGUAAUAUGUUCUCUCAUCUUGGUUUUAGUUAAGACUCUGGCUGCCGCAUUUUGAACAAGUUGUAACCUGUCUGUAGUUUUCUUUGGCAGGCCAAAGAGGAGUGCGUUACAGUAAUCAAGCCAGGAGAAAACGAAGGCAUGGAUCAAUGUUUUGGCAUUGUCGAGUGACAGAUAAGCUCUAAUGCAUGCAAUAUUUCUAAGAUGAAAAAAGGCAGUUUUGGUAACAUGACUAAUGUGUGUAUUGAAGUUUAGUUCUGAAUCAAUAAUAACCCCCAAGUUCUUUAAUGUAUUGUUACCUUUAUCAGUCAGGUCACCUAGUCUACUCGUUAUUGAUUCCCUCUGCUCAUUAGUACCACCAAUUGUGAGGAUUUCAGUUUUAUCCUCAUUUAGUUUUAAAAAAAUGUCAGUCAUCCAACAUUUGAUGCUAGCUAGACAGGACAGCAGGCAGUCUAAAGCACUUGGAUCAUCUGGUGCUACAGAGAGGUACAGCUGGGUAUCAUCAGCAUAAAAGUGGAAGUUCACACCAUGAUUACCGAUAAGUUCUCCCAGUGGCAAUAUAUACAAAGAAAACAAUAGUGGACCAAGGAUGACAAAUGUCAUACUUGUCUGAGUAAAAUUCAGCUAGGCUGACAGAAAAGCUUCUGCCUUUUAAGUAAGAGCGGAACCAGGACAGGGCCACACCUGAUACCCCAACCCAGUACUCCAGACAAUGUAAUAAAAUAUCAUGCUCGAUUGUGUCGAAUGCAGCCGUUAAGUCAAGUAGUAGGAGAACAGAUACAUUUUUCUUGUCAGAUGCCACCCUAAGGUCAUUGACCACCUUUAAAAGAGCCGUUUCCGUGCUGUGACCUUUUCCGAAGCCAGAAUGGAAUUUGUUAUGUCUAUUAUUAUUCUGUAGAAACACUUCCAAUUGUUUAAAAACAACUUUUUCUAAGAUUUUUCCCACAAUGGGAAGAUUGGAAAUGGGUUUAUAGUUACAUAGUAAAGAAGGAUCAAGGUUGUGUUUCUUGAGUAAGGGCCUAACUACCGCCCUUUUAAGGGAGUCGGGAAAGACACCAGAAUGUAGGGAGCAGUUUACAGUCUUUACGAUAUCACUAAUCGGGUGUGUUCGUUGAGCCAUGGUGUUGCUGCAGAGUUAUUUUUCUUUUUGAUUUUGUAGGGAGCCACUAUGUCUAGGGCCGACACUAAUUUGACAUCAAAAUGGUGAACCAGAUCAUUCACCGAGGAAGCAUCGGGCAGGGGAUUUGCACUUGCUAGAUGAAGGGGAAAGUCACUGGCUGCCGAUUGGGUGAAACAACGUUUUUUCAUAGUGUGUUCUGAGGACAGUCAUCAUGUUAAAACACAACACAAAGUGAUCUGAUAGUUCGGGUCUAUCAAUAAUCUUGUCAACAGUGAUAGUCAGACCUCUGGAUAUCACUAAGUCCAGAGUGUGGCCAAGCUUGUGUGUUGGCCCAACAAUGUGUUGAAUAAAAUCAAGGGAAUGCAACAAGUCAAUAAAACCCAUAGCCACAGUGCAUGAGGCAUUGUCGAUGUGCAGAUUGACGUCACCAGUUAUCAGAGUUUUGUUGUGGUUAGUAGCACAGAUUGAUAACAGUUCAGAUAUUUCUGUUAAAAACAAGGCUUUGCUGCACUUAGGGGGACGAUAAACACUAAUCAUUAGCACCAGAGAUUUAUUAUCCAGUAUGGUGGCCUGGUAUUCGAAGGAUGAAAAGCUACCAAGAGACAGAGAUUUAAACUUUAAAACGUUUGAGAAAAUAUUUGCUAGUCCAACGCCUCUUUUGCCCUUGCGUACUGAAUAGAUAAAGCUGUAAUCUGGAGGACAUGCUGGAGCAAGAAUGACAUUUCCACUGGAUUUAAGCCACGUUUCAGUUAGAAAAAGAAUAUCUAGAUUCUCUGAACAAAUCAAAUCAUUGACGGAAGAUGACUUUUCAGCAAGUGACCUGAUGUUAAACAGGCCCAGGUUUAGCUUAUGGCAUCUUAUGGAGCUGUUUUUGUAUGGGGAAUGUAUGUUAAAUUAGCUACAUUAGCAGACCUGGUGUGAUUCAAACCACUCCUUGUCCAGGACACUCUAUUUGAAAUAAUAGUUGGGAUAUUGCAUACUACAUAUGAUGUAGAUGGCGGAUUUAUAGAUAGUCACGGGAUGAAGGACCCAAAUGCAGAACACUACUACAAAAUAAAACAGUAAGUCAAAUAACCUGGACACAUGGGAAGAAGGGACUACAAAAUGGACCAGAAAAAACUUAAAACUCAUCACAAGACCAAACAGAGAAAACACAACAGGAAAAUAAGAAUAAUUGGCACAGAAUAAUAGGCAACAGAAAGACGAGGAACAAGUAUAUGAAAAAAACCCAUAACAAAACAAGGACAAACUAAAACAACAAGAAUCAAGUGUUCAUACCCCUCACCUUACUUUAGUGUUCCCGAUCAAAUUUGACCGGUCUAUUUUAACUGCUCUUAAAUUAACACAAAAGCUAUUACUCACCACCAAGUCUUUAUUUAACACUCUUUUCAGCUGUAAACAAUGUCUCUGAGUAUUAGUUAACAUGCAUAACUGCAGUAAAAAUACAGUUACUGAAAAUAUAUAAAAAAAUGAACAUGUAACGUAAAAAAGAAAUCAAAGACCAGAGACCAAACUCCUUAGCUCCUUGAUAGGCAUUUAGUAGUUGGAGAUUUUAAAGUAUUUGGAGGUGUUUAAGUUGUUUGAGAUAAAGGAGAUGUUUAAGUUGACAGAGUUGUUGGAGAUGAUAGUUUUGUUGGACUUGUUUGAGAUUUCAGAGUUUUUUUUAGAUGUUGAAUGUUGUUGGAGAUGUCGUGGUAAGCUGUGGGAGUUCUUGAAGAUGUUAGAGUUGUUGGAGAUGUCGGCGUUAAAUGAGAUGUGCAAAUUUUUCGAGGUAUUUGAGUUUUUGGAGUUGUUGGAGAUGUUGGGGUUGCUCCAGAUGUUGGAUUUUUUGGAGAAUUUGGAGUUAAAGCGUGGAUGGCUUUGAACUUUUUAAAUUUCAAUGAGAAAAAGACAUAAGUGAUGGUCUUUGGGCCCAGUGGCUCUUGUGAACCCCCUCCAGUUGAACUUGGACUGUUAAGAGAUGUUGGUGAUGUGGGAGCUGUUUGAGUUCUUUCAGUGGUUAAAGUUGUGAGAGUUCUUUGAGUUGUUGGAGAUUUUGAGUUUUCAGAGUUGUUGGAAGUGUGGGACUGGUGGAAAUUUUUUGUAGUUAUUAUGUGAAUUUGUUGCAGUACAGUGUGUUCUUUCUUUUCUCUUCUUUUCUAUAUUUUUCAGCACAGUACAUUUUUUGUGGUAUUUGAAGUUUUUAUUAGUACAGUGUGUUGAGUAUGAUUUUGCAGUACAGUGUUUUUUUGUAGUUUAGUGUAUUUUUUGCAGUAUGGUAUGUAUUUCAUGCAUUGUAUGUUGUAUUUUUUGUAGUAUAGAAUGUGCAGUAUGGUGACAUUUUUCACUGUGUACCUGUAAAGUACAUUAUUUACUUUUUGCAGUACAGUGUGUUUUCCUGCUGUGGAGGUAACUGUCGGUCAAGGCAGAUUACAACAAAUUAAAUCUGAUAAUCUUGUUAAACAGCAUUCAGCCUUCAUCAGCAGAUAAACUGUAGCAGUUACUGUAGGGCAGUCAUCCUCACCCUCAUCAUCAUUUUCACCCUCAUCAUUAUCAACCUUACCCUCAUCAUCAUCUUCACCCUUAUCAUUAUCAACCUUACCCUCAUCAUCAUCAAUCUUACUCUCAUCAUUACAUCAUCGUCAGACUCUCUGGUUUCCAUGGAAACACACCUGCUCUAAAUAUUUCAAUAAAAUCUUCAUAUUAUUAUUAUUAUUAUUAUUAUUAUUAUUAUUGUUAUUAUUGUUGUUGUUAUUAUUUUUUGUGUGUAAUUUUUAGCUUUUUUUCUCUUUAUCUCAUGAUUCAUUUCUGUCUGAUCUGAGGUGGUUCAGUCAGUUAAGUUAGUUUAGAUAAUAAUAUAGACAGUUUAGUAAAUUUAGUAAAUGUCAGUUUACUUAGUUUUGUUUAUCAGUAAGUAAAGUUAGUUUAAGUAUUAGUUAAUUAUUUAGUUCAGUCAGUUCGUUAGUUUAGUCAACCAGUAAGUUUAGUGAGUUAAGUUAAUUAGUGAUUUUAACUAGUUUAGAUAACCAGUCAGUUAAGUUAAAUACUCAGUUCAAUCAGUUUAGUUAGUUUAGUCCAUCAGUCAGUUUAGUAUGUGUGAUGUUUGUACCUAAUCUUUUGUGCACAAGGCUCACAUCGACGUGCUUCUCAAUAACCACAUUUAUUGUCCGACUGGCAUGCAAACAAAAAAACACUGUGUAACUGCCUUUUGAUGUAACGCUGUAUCCCCAGCAGAUGGCACUGUUCUGCCUUGGAUAUACUAAAUUCCUGUAAACAUUACAUUGCCCCCUUUUUUUCCCCCAAGAAAACAAUAACAACUGCAAGCAACAAUAACAAGCAAUAUCACACCACUACAGCAGCCAGCAACCUUUGUGAUGGCUGGUACAUGUUGUUGUGAGUCACUGAUAGUGGAAAACCGUCAAAGAUUAUGAGGGCGCCAUGGCCAUGUCUUUUGUCUUACUUGUGAUUUUUUUAAUAUAAACUUCCUCAAGGUCUCCCUGACAAACUGGAGGAGAAAUAACCUAAAAUCUGUAAAUGGUUUGCUUUAGAGACAGCCAGAAUCUACAACACAGCAACAUCCGUAAAGUGUGGCGAGGAAUCAGUACCAUAUCUAAUCUGAUUCGAUAUAUCUGAUUCUAAGCCUUCGGAGGUCUGAGGUCAAAGACAAACUGGACUCCCUGCAGUUUGAAUACAAAGAACAAAUUGGAGUGGAUGAUGCUGUCCUCUACAUGCUUCACUGUGCCCUGACUCAUCUGGAGGAUGUGUGGAUGGGUUAUGUGAGGAUCAUGUUCUUUGACUUUUCAAGUGCAUUCAACACCAUCCAACCCACCAUACUCAAAGACAAGCUCACAGAGAUGGGAGUGGAUCCUGCCUGUGUUUCCUGGAUCGCAGAUUGCCUGACAUAAAGAUCACAGUUUGUCAGGCUGUGGAACUGUGUUUCUGGGACAUUAAUGAGCAGUGCAGGGGCUCCACAAGGGACAGUGCUGGCGCCAUUCCUGUUCACACUGUACACGUCAGACUUCAAAUACAGCACUGAGUCCUGCCACAUCCAGAAAUACUCAGCUGACACUGCUAGCGUGGCACGUAUCAGAAAUGAACAAGAAGCUGAAUACAGAGAUCUGAUAAGAGCCUUCAGUGACUGGAGUCACAAAAACUGCCUCCUUCUCAACACCUCAAAGACAAAGGAGAUGGUCAUAGACUUCCGUAGAUCCAAACCCCCUCUUCAGCCAGUGAACACCUGUGUAGUGGACAUCGAGGUAGUGUCAUUGUAUGAAUAUCUAGGCGUACAUCUGGAUAAUAAGUUGGACUGGUCUAAGAAUAUAGACUUUAUCUACAGAAAGGGGCAGAGCCGCCUUUUUUGCCUGAGAAGACUCCGAUCAAUAGACAUUUAUAGUAAGAUGCUGCAGAUGUUUUAUCAGUCUGUGUUGUCUACAGUGUACUGCUCUAUGCUGCAGUCUGCUGGGAAAGAAGCAUCAAACACAAAGGUGCAAGACGUCUUAACAAACUGGUGAAAAAGGCUGGCUCUGUGGUUGGAUUCAAGCUGGAUUCAGUGGAGGAUGUGGUGGAGAGAUCUACGCUGAGAAAGGUGGAGACUAUUCUUAAGAACAUGGAUCACCCACUUCAUAACAACUUAAUGGACCAAAGGGCCAAUGGUGGUGGAUGGCUCCUCUCUCUUCGCUGCAGGACAGAAAGAUCCAGGAGAUCUUUUGUACCAACAGCCAUCAGACUUUAUAACUCUUGAGUAAAUAGUUUUUUGCUACAAUGCUAUUAGAGGCGGGGUACUGUCUGAGUUAGGCUUUAAUUUGGCAGGUACAGUAUAGUUCACAAGUCUGCAGCCUGGUGACCCACUGUAAAUGUAAACUUGAUUCGUCCCUUACGGGCAUCUUUAGAUUGACACCUGCAUUAACUCAAGUGCACAGGGACAUGUCACGGUUGGUAAUGCUGAAUGAAUGAGGAUAGGUUUCUAUUUAUUUAUUUAGUUGUUCCUGAAAGUGGGCAACAGAAUUUGCACAUGCACGCUAAAUUUUCAAAUCAACACCUCCAUGAUUGGAAAGGAGCAGCAAGAAGAAAAACAAUUCUUAUACGUGCCUAUCCCUUACUUGAACAAUAAAAAAAAAAAAGGUUGGUCUGACAUCACAACCAGUGGCGGUUCUAGACCAAAUUACUCCCCGGGCGAGCACCUCUCCGAGUGCCCCCCCCCCCCCCCACACACACACACACACACACACACACACACAAAAAGAAUUUUGAACAGAUAGUUUUGUAUUACUAUGUAGUAUUAUUAUUAUUAUAACAACAAAAAUAAAAUAUUUCUCAAUUGCAGAAAUCCUUCAAUAGAAAAAAACACAAUUCUGAGGGCCAUUUUCAGAAGGGCCCCCAGAUCCUGAGGUUUUCUGAAGUGUUAAGGUUUACAAAAAAGCUGCUAUCUCGGCCUCUGUAGUAGAUAGAAACAAAAUUCAAAAGGUAUUUGAGAGCUUAAACAUGUGGCUUUCAAGAAAGCUCUCUUUUAGUUUUGCGAACCUUCAUCACAUUUUGAAAACCUUGAACAAACAAACUCAAAUGAAAUAAAGCGGCUGUAUAAAUAAAAGUAAAGGCUCUGCACUGGAGAAUGACAAAUAAUUUGCUUUCUGUAAAACAAGUGGCAGUCAUGAUAAAGUGUCCAUUCAAUACAAAUGUAAAUAUAGAAAAUAAGGUGUUAAAAGGGUAUACAGCUGCCCCAGUAUAGUGCCAGUACAAAAGCAGAACUAAACACUAUAAAAUGAAUAAAUAAAUACGUGACUGACAGUGUGUUCAUCUCUGUUCUCACCCAAAGUCAUGCAACACUCAGAGAAAACGCUGAUAGUGUGAGCCAAAUCACUCCAUAUGAAGAGGUUGUUCACACUGCUGGAUGUUUCUCCUCUGAAGCUGCUCUCUGCCUCAGUCAUUGUUUACUUUACUCAUGAAGCUCAUCAAGCACGUAGCAAGAUCCGAGCAAGAACCCGAGCGCUUUAUUCGCCUAUCAAAGGCAGACGGGUACGGUAAUUUCAUUCACCACGACUCCAGAAAUGAUUAAAAAACUACAAAAUGACGUAUCCGCGCUCCCGCUGAUAUGCUGACAUGCGUACACAGAGCAGAGCUGUUCCCCCGCGACUCUCUCCCCGCCUCGUCUCCUACAGUCUGUCAGCCUCUGUGCAGCACCUUCGGAGCAAGCAGGGGCGCCUACAGCAACGGGGGGGCGCCAAUUUGACAACAAGAGUUAAUACAAAACCGCUUUGCGGUUAAGAUUUAUUAUUACUACCUUUUAUUUUAUUUUUUUGGAAGUGCUCGUGCCGCCCCCCAUGAGUCAUGACACAAAUGCCGCCCCGGGCGGCUGCCCUGUUCGCCCGUGCCUAGAACCGCUACUGAUCACAACAGAUGACAUUCAAUAGCCAACACCAACAACUCUUUGAUUAUAACAACAAAAAAAUUAAUCAAAACAAAUUCAAGAGAAUAAAUUAAAUAAAUAAAUAUCCCAUAAAAGUAUACUUUUACAGCUUAAAUCAAAUGAUCAUUAAUAUCCAGUUUAAGUUUCAAGUGCAUAUUGACAAUUUUUUUGCCUUUGUACGUUUUUUUUUUUUAAAUUGAUGAGUAUCUGUAGAGCCUUUCAGAUCUCGUAGUUGGGAAUUCCAUAUUUUCACACCAACAACCGAAAUACACAUUUGUUUUAAAGUAGUCCAAACAACUUGGCGCUUAAAAUCAUAUCUUCUUCUAUGACUUUCAUCUUGUGAAGUGAACACAAGUAGCUUUUGUAGAUUUUCUGGUAAAACUGUUUUUGGCUUUGAGCAUAAUUAGUAAUGUCUGGAGUUCUGUUUUCUCUGUUAGCUUCAAUAACCCUGUUUUAACAAAUAAACAACUCUCUAACUUUAACUUUGUGGAUAGUUCUGAUUGCUUUUUUCUGCAAUAUGAACAAAGGCAUUAUAAUACUCAUGUAUGUAUUGCCCCAUACUUCUGCACAAUAACUCAGAUAAGGCAGUAUAAGUGAACAGUACAAUGUUCUUAUUGUUUUGCAGUCCAAAACAUCCUUUACUUGGAUUUCCAUGUCAUAUUUUCAUCCACUGUGAUUCCAAAAAACUUAAACUCUGAUAUCCUCUCAAUAUUAACUCUAUCAAUGGACAUGAAAUCUCGUCUUUACUUCUUUUGGCAGAAAAACCAUGAACUUAGUUUUUGUCAGAUUAAUAGAUGCAACUUAUUUACACCAAACCAAAUUUUAAGUUUCAUCAUUUCACGGUCAAUGCUUUCAGAUAAUGUUUUUGAAUUAUAUCCUGAACAAAAGAAAUUAGUGUCAUCUGCAAACAAAAUGAACCGUAACAAAUUAAAAACAUCACAAAUAUCAUUGAUAUACAUAAUAAAAAGUUUCAGCCCCAAAACUGAACCUUGUGGGUCCCCACAUUUAAUUUUCAAACAUUCAGAUACAUUACCAGCGAAGAAAACAUAUUGUUUUCUAUUAUGUAAAUAGCUAGUUAACCAAUUAAGAACAAUUCCUCUCACACCAUAAGUUUUCAACUUAGCAAUUAAAAUGGAAUGAUGUAUUGCAUCAAAUACAUCAUUCCAAGUCACUGAAUACCCCUUUUGUAUAUUUCCUUUUGUCAAUUGCUGUUGUGAUUUUCUCUAUUAUUUCCAUUAUUGCCAGAGCAGUGGAGCGAUUUGUCGGAAAACCAUAUUGACUGUCCCUUUAUAUUUUAUUUUUUUCAAAGAAAUUAUGUAGUUUUUGAACAAACAACUUUUUGAGCACUUUAGAAAAUUGGGGAAGUAAUGAUACUUAUCUAUAAUUAUUAAAGCUGUGUUUGUCUCCUGCCUUGAAAAGUGGAAUGACCUUUGUUGUUUUCAUCCUAUCUGGAAAAACGCCUGUUUUAAAUGAUUAUAAAUAUAACAUAAUGGUUUUAAAAUACAGUCAAUGGUCUUUUUACUACCUUCAUGUCUAUUCCUUCAUUUGAUGUCUUAUUUUUUGUUUUACCAACAAGCAAAGAGUUUGUCUCUCAUUUACCUCACCAAGAAACAUUAACUGCAUCACUUUAUUUUCCCCUUUCCAGCCACUUUCUGUUUGCCCAUGUUUUUUUGUGAUGUCCUUUGCCAAUCUAGGCCUAACAUUUACAAAAAAAGGAUUAAAUUCAUUAGCCACUUAAUUCAAGCUUUAAUCACCUUAUUGUACUUAAAGGUCCCAUGGCAUGCCAAUUUCACACAACUUAAAAUAGUCCCCUGGUGUGUUAAAAGCAUGUCUGUGACGUCCUUCGGUCAAAAUUCGAUUUGGAUCAAUUAUUUUAGUGCUCUUUUUAUCAGCUAAAAACAGCUCUGCUCAAAAUCCUCCGUUUUGGGCCAUGUCUCUUUAAUGAAAUGAGCUGCACCUAAGCCACGUCCACUUUACACCCAUCUCUCUGGAAGGGGCUGUGGCUGUGCUCCGAUAGCCAUGUGCUAAUGUUUACACUGGCUCGGUCAUGGCUGCAAGAAGAUCGCUCGUACAACCCUACCAGUUUGAGCCAGAGUCUGACCCAGAGGGAGAGGCUCCGGAAGAAACUCUUAGCCGCGUUCAGACCAAACGCGACUUGAAGCGACCUAGUUGACACAUCCUAUGUAUUAUUCAAAGCCGCCAGGAAGGUCACGCUUAAGGAGGAAUUUAUGAAUGUAGAAAAAAUUGCAACCAGAGCUCUGCUACAAUGUAAGAUUUCGGUGCUCUAAAACUUCUCUGAAGCCUUUGCUAAUUAAUAGGAUGGCCGACCGUUCAGCAUUAGCCGGGACAUCCCGUAUUUGAGCCAAAAGAACUGCGUCGCCACACGGGUAAAUGCUAAAGCUACAUGCUGCUCCAGAGGGGGAUUUGGAGUUGUCAGGGAAGAAGUGAGCAGCUAAAAUACGGGAGGAUCCGGUAAACCGGCGCGGAUCCAGUGUGUUUAUCAAAGCGUGGUGGCCGUGCUGAGGCACCGGGGGGAAUUUAGGCUAAACAGUAAGUAAAAAUAAAACGUUCAUACUUACAGAUGCCACGUUUGUAGUAGGAUCACGGAUAGUUGGUACGGAUCCAUUCUUUAUCUUCAGACAUCUAGCAAAUCCAGCGUUGAACUGUCCUUCGUUGAUAAAACAGUCCGAAGUGAAAUGGUGCGCACAUACGUACAGAUAUGUUGGAAGUGCCGUGGGUACAUUCCCAUUAUACAUAAAAUCCACCCAUUGAGUCCUCAAAUCCUCCGACCAGGGAGUUUUUAAAAGAGUUUUGUGCUCGUUUGUGCAGCCAACAACAGAGCAAACGCUGCCUCUUUUUCAGAUUGUACUUUCGCCAUGGUUCUAACCGGAGCUAUGCGAGCGAGCGGCCGGGAUUAAUGGCGCUGUUUUAAAAAUUAAGUGGGCAGGGCAGUGGGCGGCUCCAUGGGCAGUACCAUCAACCCGCCAGCACUGACAUGACGUCAUGUCAGUGGAGUUUUUAGAACGGCCGGCUCUGAGCACACAGUUCCUAAAUACGGAGACAACUAAAAAACAACUGGAUGUAAUUUUUUCAAACUUGGGGGGAUUGUAGUGGUUUUCUAUCCCUGAUAUGCACCCCCCUCCCGUUAACAAAGUCAGUUUUUCAUGCCAUGGCCCCUUUAAUGAAAUGAUUGGGUAAAUCUGUAGUUCUAAAUGUAGUACUUAUUACACUGUUCAGAAUAUUACACGUACCCUUAAUGUUUUUAUUUUCUUGUAGAAUUGUAUUGUAAUGUUUCUUCUUUGCCUGUCUCAGUAUAUUGGUUAGUUUAUUUUUGUACAUCUUGUAUAUUUUUUUCAGCGGUCUCUGUUCUGGCUUUUAUGAAGUCUCUAUAGAAAUUAUUUUUCUUUUUACAUGCAUUUUGUAAGCUCUUAGUUAUCCAAGGUUUUUUUGUCAUAAUAGGUUUUAUGCUUACAUAAAACUAUUGGACAGUGUUUAUCAUAAAGAGCUAAAUAACCGUUUUAAAAGGAAUAAUAUGCAGCAUUUACUUCAUCUGUGUAAACCCCAUUUCACUCCUGUUUUAAGAGAUCAUCUCUAAAGGCGUUUAGCCGGUCAUCUGUCCUUAAGCCUUUAUAUCUGCAAUACUCCUCUUUAUUAUUUUGCUGUAGUUCAUAAUUAAAUGUUGCAAACACAGGUAGAUGGUCACUAAUGUCAUUUACAGUUGAAACCAGAAGUUUACAUACACUAUAUAAAAAGGCACAUAACCUUUUUUUUUCCUCACUGUCUAACAUUAAAUCAGAUUAAACUUUUCCUAUUUUUGGUCAAUUAGGAUCACCAAAAUUAUUUUAAAUGCUAAAUGCCAAAAUAAUGGGAGAGAGAAUUUUUUAGACAAUUUUUAUUACUUUCUUAAGAGUCAAAAGUUUACAUACAUUUAAUUAGUAUUUGGUAGCUGCCUUGUCCAUGAGCUUGGUGUAGUCUUAGGGUAGGGUAUCUUACCCUGUGCAGAAAAGAUAUAUCCAAAGAACUCAAGCCUGGACUAAUUAAACUCACACUUUUCACAAUUAAGCGUGAUACUGCUUUCUUUUGGCAUCUGGAUUAGUGGCGUCUGAGGUGGCUCUCAUGUUCAGCCUGGGUGGCACCAUAAACAGUGAUGUCAUCCAUGAGGUUCUUCACACCAGAGAGGCCUUGCAGUGUUUUGUGGUUGACAUUUUGAAACACCUCAGCAGUUGAAGAUACACCAAAUCUUAGCCUUUUGUAGCGUCGUAAUCCAACGUGAGUGGAGAAUGCAGUUAUGUACCUGCUGUCUGGAUGGAGCUCCAGCUGAUGGUAUCCAACUCUCAAAACCAGUUUAGAAAAAACACAGUCGCUCCAUGUAAGUCAUGUAUCACAUCAUCUAUGGUUGGAGUGAUGUGACGUUCCUUUCCAAUGGCUGUGUUAGCUUGCCUCAUGUUGACUACCACGAAAAACAAAGACUGAGAGAUCACGCUUGAAAAGUUGCUCCGCCAAAUCCUCUACCAAAAUACAGCUAACAAUAUAACUUUACUUGGAGUCAAUAUCCUGACUCCAAGAUGACUUGCAACUAAAACAACACACCGUGACUCUUUUCAGCCAAAAUAUCAAUGCCUAAUCGACUUCGAAAGACCCAGUGUCUCAAAGAUUUGUAUCAGCCCCAGCCAGCUAAGGCUUGCAAGAGCAUGGACGCCUUCAUAAACCGUCAGCCAGACGAUCCAGUUACCUCACAAUGUUCAGCCGGUGGUGAGCCCACAAUGAGUUUUCUGGCAUCUGAAAUAAAAGCAAUUUGAGUAUCUACACAGAAUAUUGAACAAGACACAAAAGAAAUAAAAGCCACUGAGGAGGACAUCGAAGAUAGAAUUAGCACGCUAUAUUGAGGUUCUCCAAACUGAAACACAAAAAUUUUAAGACCACAUCGAUGACCUCGAUAAUAGAGGGACACACUGCUACAUCAAAAUCUUGGGCAUCUCAGAGGCAAAAAAAAAGGAGAGGAUAUGAUUCAGUUCUACAAUGCACAAUACCAGCCAUGCUGGAGCAUGAUUUUGUGCCUCCACUGGAGAUUCAGCAUGCCCACAGGGUGCCCAUUGGACCACUGGAGAGCAACUGGAGAGAAGAGGAUAGACCACGGCCAGAUACUCCGCGCAGCGAGGAAGAAGGGACAAAUCGUUUGUCAAGAAGCCAAAAUAAUGUUUUUCCCGGAUUACUCCAAGCAAGUGAUGGAUUGGAGGUUCUCCCUUAAACAAGUUAAAUCUGACCUGAAGAAAAACGGAGUGGAGUUGACGCUCCUCUACCCUGCCAUCCUGGAGAUAAAACACAACGUACUGCACCAUCGAUUUAACUCGCCCAAGGAAGCAUCACAAUUCAUCAAGAGAUUCAUUAAAGAGAACUGACCAGCUACAGUUACCGCAAGUAAUUUGUGUUUAAACUUUAGAACAAGCUGCUGAUCAUGCACAUAAUGAUAAGUAUCUCCAAUAGAGGGGGGCAUUGGCCGCAGUUUCAUGUUUUAUAUCCCUUACGAAUAUUUAGGAGAGUGCCUCAAUGUUAAAAAUGUCUGGUUGGUGGUGAUUUGAGAUUCUCUCAGGUCUUCGACUAACUAUGGUUAGGCUUUCUUCUGAGUUUUGUUGUCCCAGCCAAUUUGUUCUUGCUGGGUUGUAUAUAGUUUGUUUACUGUUCCCCAGAUCUCUUAUCGUUUGAGGACAUUUUUACCACUCUGGAUCACUUCCCUGAUAAUGCAAAGAUAUAGUCCACCCAGGAUAAAUGACCCCUUAGCUAUAUUACGACUAAUAUGGCAGAUUAAAAAUUAGUCAGCUGUAACCAUAAGAAAAAAAAAAAGACAUAUUUAAAAUCUUCCAAAGUUGACAUAGCCUUUGUUCAGGAAACCCAUUUACUUCACUUCACUUCAACUUUAUUAUGUCCCAAAACGGGCAAAUCGGGUUGCAGCAGGCACAGGCAUUGAACACUGCCAUACAUCAUGAAAGAAAAUAAAAGAAAAUACAUUUACAUAAAAAGCAAUUCAGGAGGCAAAAAGCAUUAAAGACGAUUUAGAAGGUAAAAAAGCAUAUGUCAGUCAUACCAGUAUUUUUGCAUGAGCAGAGUGCAUUAAGUGCAGAAACCUUCCAAGAUCAACAAGAUCAGGCCCAUCAGACCUAGAGCUGAUACCCCUACUCUGUACAGCAAGACCACAAUAAUUCAGUACUAUACAAAAUAAUGAUAAUAAUAAUAAUAAUAAUAAUAAUAAUAAUAAUAAUAAUAAUAAUAAUAUACACCAUCCAAUAUCGGUAGCAGUUAUCUCCUCCUGCAGGAAUCAUUUAGGGCUCUGAUAGAGCCUCGGAUGAAGGAACAACAUUUAAACAAAAAUGAAUCAUUAAAACUUCAAUGCUCCUGGGUAGGGAAAAGAUUCUCCAGUCCAGGAAAAGGCAAAAGUAGAGGGAUCUCUAUUUUGAUCCAUAAGACAGUACAUUUCAAUGAAACAGAAGUAAUAUCCGAUUGGGACAGCAGGUAUGUAAUCGUACUUGGGCAACUUUUUGAAACUCCUAUAGCACUUUGUUCAGAUUCCUUUAUUAACCAUUGUGUAAAACACAUAGGAAUUUGCUUUGGCAAUAGCAUGAGUGUGUUCGGAUGUUUUUUCACAGAUAACAUAAAACACAAACAACACAGUGCAGAAAAAUAGAUAAAUAUAAAGUGAAGUAGGAUCAAUAGUGCAAAUGUUGUUGAGUCAUUAUAGUUUCAGAGUUUCAGAGUCAUUUCAAGUGUCAAAGUCCCUAGUGGGCGGGGAGAGGAGGGAAGCCAGACUCAUUGAGCAGCCUGGCAGCAGAGGGGAAAAAACUGAGUCUAUGGCAUGCUGUGGUGGCCUUCAGCAGCCGCAUCCUUCUCCCAGAGGGGAGCAGGGAGAGGAGACUGUGGCCAGGGUGGGAGGGGUCGGCCAUGAUUUUUCUUGCCCUCCUCAGCGCCCUGGAGUUGUGCAGGAACUUGAGGGAGGGCAGCAGGCGGCCAAUCACCCUCUCCGCUGAACGAGUCACCCUCUGCAGCUUGAUAAGGUCUUUAGCAGCUGCAGCGGGGAACCAGGUGAUGAUGGAGUGGAUGAGGAUGAACUCAAUGAUGGCCGUGUAAAACUGAGUCAUCAUGGUCCUUGAUAGUCUGUACUUCCUCAGCUGCCUUAGGAAAAACAGUCUGUGCUGGGCCUUUUUCAAAAGGGACAUGAUGUUCAUUUCCCACUUCGGGUCCCGGGAGAUGGUGACGCCCAGGAGCUUAAAGGACUCCACAGAGUUUACCAGGGUGCCUCCCAGCGUGAUGGGAGGGGGAGUGGCUGUGUUCUUGUGGAAAUUCACCACCAUCUCCACUAUCUUUUGGGGAUUAAGGUCCAGGUUGUUGCUACUGCACCAACUGCGCAGCCGCUCGAUCUCCCUCCUGUUGGCCGACUCGUCCCCCUUGGAGAUGAGGCCCACCAAGGUAGUGUCGUCGGCAAACUUGAGGAGCUUGACCGACGGGUGGAGAGAGACACAGGUGUAGGUGUAGAGGGAGGAGCGGGGACAGGACACAGCCCUGCGGGGAACCGGUGCUGGUGGACCUGGAGCUGGAAAUGCUUUUCCCCAGCUUCACCCACUGAGACCUGUUGGUCAAAAAGUCUGUAAUCCACUUGCAGGUGGAGGCAGGCACUUGCAGCAGGGACAGCUGGUGCUCCAGUAUGGAUGGUAGGAUGGUGUUGAAGGCCGAACUGAAGUCGACGAACAGGAUCCUGGCAUAGUUGCCGGCAGUGUCCAGAUGGUUUAAGAUGAAGUGCAGAGCCAUGUUCACGGUGUCCUCCGUGGAUCUAUUGGCUCUGUACGCAAACUGCAACGGGUCCAGCACAGGAUCAGUGAUGCGCUUCAGGUGAGCCAGGACAAGGCGCUCCAUGACCUUCAUGACCACAGAGGUCAUGGCAAUUUCUCAUUCAUAAUUUAAAAAGAAAUCAGUAAAUGAGAAAACAGCUGAAUUAGAAAACCAACUAAAAAUUCAGGAAAACUUGCAUGCCCUAACUAAAGACAGGACUACUCUUAACAAAAUAUAAGCCACUAAAGACUGAGACUGCAAUUAAAGAUAUGACACAUGGGUUCUGAAAUAUAUUCUGCCAUAAUUUUUAUCAGUCUGCCGUCAAUGUUAUCAAGACCAAAUUGUGUUAUUUUUUUACUGACAUCAAAAGCUGUUUUACCUCUUCAACUGAUACAAGUUUCAGUGAGAAUGUACAUUUUUUAUUAUUCAUAAUGUUAUCUGUGAUUAAAUAGGCAGAGUUUCUCAUGUCAUCAGUAGUACAGCUCAUCUUACUCCUUAGAUUUGACACCUUGUCAGCGAAAUAUGUGUUGAAGUAGUCAGCAAUUUCUGAAGGUUUUGUCAAAUGUACACCAUCAGCCUCAACAAGUGAGGGGAAACCAUUACUGCACCUGUCAAGUAUAGUAUUACAAGUUGCCCAUAGUUUCUCCCCAUUGUGCUUGUGUUCAGAUAGUUUUUCCUGAAAAUAUGCCUUUUUUUUUUAUCUAUUCAUUUUAGUAACACUGUUUCUUAAUUUCUUAUACUUUAUCCAGUCCAUAGGGUCAUUUGAUCUGGCAGCUGCUAAUUUAGUAUUAUCUCUGUCAGACAUUGUGCCUCUCAAUUCAUCGUCAAUCCAAGGAGCAGAGUUGCCUCUUACAGUGAACUUUCUAAGCGGCGCAUGCUUGUCAGUUACUUUCAGUACCAUGUCUGUGAAGAGCUCAAGAGCAACGUCAGUCUCCUGUAUGGUACAUAUCCUAUGCCAGCUCAACUCCUAUAUUUCUUUUACAAAAUUCUCCUCAUUGAAAGAUCUAUAUAUUCUCUGAAAUAGAAUUUUGGGUCCAGCUUUAGACAUUUUAGUUUUCUUCACAGUGACUACAAUAUUAUGGUCACUAAAUCCUACGGGGAUAGAAUAGGCCUUGGAGUAAAGUUCACUGGCGUUGGUAUAAAUAUGGUCAAUACAUGUAGAAGAGACAGUCCCAGUGAUGUUACAGGAAAUUCUUGUUGGCAGAUUGACAAUCUGAGUCACAUUACAUACAUUCGCAGUGACAAGUAGCCCAUUUUUUAAAGUGCAGGUCUUAGAUUUCCAGUCAAUAUUUAGAUCACCUAGGAAAUAUGUCUCCUUGUUCUCAUCUACUGCCCUCUGUAGCAUGUCACAAAUAUUGUCAACAUAUUGAGCAUUAGAGCUUGGUGGCCUGUAGCAACAGCCAACAAGCAAUGGUUUAACAUUAGGUAAGUGUAUUUGUAACCAUAUGGAUUCUACAGGUAUGUGUAUGAGAUCAUCUCUUGUUUUAAUAGGUAUAUGAUAGAAUAUAUGAUGAAUAUAGAUGGCAACUCCACCUCCUCUGCGAUCUCUGUCACAUCUGAAUAUGCUAUGCCCAGGAAUGUCUAUCUCAGAGUCAAUAACUGAGGCAUCUAAAUGUGUUUCAGAAACAAAUCUUUUGAACGAAUUUUUUCAGUGAACUGAUUCUAGUGAUUCAGUAAAAGAACUGCCGUGCCCAUCACCUCAAGCUAGAUCAAUAUUACAUGGGGCCCUUUCACUGCUUGGCUUCCAGUAUCUGUAACUUAAAAGGUCAAUCCAAUAAUCAGAUCCAUUUUAAUAUUGACAGAUGUAGCCAACUUGGGGAACAGUGUGUGCACUUUUAAUUACUGUAUUCUGUUCAUUUUCUGUUUUGUUUAUCCAUGUUUGUUUCUCUCACAUUGUAUGUUAAGCACAAAACUCUGAGUUCAUUAUUAUUUUCAUUAUUAUUAUUAUUAUUUUCUUUUCCUUUUUCCAUUGUAAUUCUAUACUGAAAACUAAUAAAAAUGUUGAAUAUUAAUAGAAACAAAGACUGAGGCUGACUGGCUUCACUUUCGUCAACUUUGUAAUAUGUUUACUCCUUAGCCAAACUGGAGAACUGGAGUGUGUGUGUAUAUAUUUGUACAUUUGUGUGUUUUAUCUGUCUGAAACCUCUAAAAACCCACCACAUUGGUGGUGAACCCGCCACAUUUUUGGUUUGUGAGUCCAGUGUACUGACUAAAAAGUCUGAAAUGAUAAAUUAUUUUAAUUAACAUUUUAUCUCAGUAGGCCCCUUAUUUGAAUCAUUGAGCCCUGAUCAAACAAAGUCUGUUUCUCAUGGCGAUACAGGGCUUGUCAACGGACAUAAUGAUUGUACUCUUAAUUUUUUACAUGUAUCUGCCUCUGAUGUUGGGAGAGCACUCAAAAAUCUGGAUUCCAGAAAAGCUGCAUGUCCUGAUAAACUUGAUCCAUUCUUUCUUAAGCUGGUGUCCACUUUUAUUGCUGAGCCCCUUUCUUACAUUUUUAAUCAAAGGUGGGGUAGGCAGGAUCUGAGUAAGUGCCAGUUUUUGGGAGAAAUCUUGAAUGUAAACACUACCAGUAAACACAAUGAUUGCAGGACUUCUACAACUAGAAUAAAGUGACAUACUCUGCGCUACAACACGCAGCACUUAUGUUACAGAUACGUGGCUUACUUUGUUAAAGUGGUUUACCUGUCCAGCAGAAAGGUUACAGGGUCCAUAAGAUCUUGAAGCGUCCCUGUUUAUGCUGCAUUGAUGUUGACCCGGCUUUUUAGCUCUUGUCUGGUCUACCUCCGUUUUUAAGCGCCCGUUAUUCCACCAGAGUCUCCAGUAUUUACUUUGUUUCCUUGCUUGUAUUGGCAGUCGUGGCCUAAGGAGGAUUCGGACAAUUUUCUGUACUUUCUGGUUGGUUUUUACUGUCUGAUAUUGUGGCACGCUCAUUUUGUUUGGGCCUCCAUACAUCGGAGGACAUGGAGCGUGCCUCACAACAGGGGGGAGCAGCAUCUUGCCUCACAACCAAUCAGCACUAAGAAGCAGCGUCCGCCUCACAGCUAAUCAGGUUGGGGGAGGCGGAGAAUGGCUUUGUUUACAGUCAGAAAGAGCAGGACGCUUAAAAUUUUUUAAAUGUUGACCACACAGACUUAACAAAACACAGCGAUAUUGUUAUAUUACCAAAUGUCAUCAAUAGCUAAUAGCUAUUGACUGAUAUUAAAACUCUUUUUGUACAUACACCACAAAAAAAGAUGCUUCUUUAACAGAAUCCUGCCUACCCCACCUUUAAGUCUCACGUAUAACAAAAUACCCAAAAUUUGGAAGUCUGCCUUUGUACUGCCCCUCUUAAAAGGAGGUGAACCAUCUGAAGUCAACAAUUAUCUGUCAAUCUGGUUUUAGAAAAAGGCACAGCACUGUCACAGCUGCUCUUAAAGUUUUUAAUGAUUUUGUCCAGGCCCUGAACAAUAAAAAACACUGUGUGGCUCUUUUUCUCGACCUAUCAAAGGCAUUUGACACUGUAGACCAUAGUCUGCUUUUAAGUGUACUUCGGCAUAUUGGCCCAUCAAACCAAGCAGCAUUGUGGUUUGUAGACUACCUGGACAGCAGGUCACAAUGCGUCCAGAUGGCUGGUUCUACUACCUUUUUGGAGGUUUCUGAAGGUGUACCUCAAGGUUCGAUCUUGGAACCUAAUUUAUUCUCUAUCUAUAUUGAUAGCGUGUGUAAUGACUUGUCAAAUGCCUCUUUCAUUUUUAUGCAGAUGACACUGUUGUUCAUUUUUUAUUGUUGUUCAACAUUAAUUAUCCAGGCCUUUGAGUUUUUACAGUCUGCUUUUGAUGUUGUUCAAUCUCGACUGCAGAAACUCAAGUUGGUCUUGAACACAAAUAAAACCAAAGUCAAGGUAUUUUCGAGCAAGAGUGAGUUACCUGGGAACAUUCCCUCUAUCUUAAAUUUAUAAGUUUCUUCUUGGCUUAUCUCUUUCCUAUUUAUGUGCCCUUAAUCAAAGAACUGAAAGCCACUACACCCUGCGCUCAAACAAUGCUCUCCAUUUGAUUGUUCCGCAAGUCAGGACUGAACUGGGCAAAAAAGUGUUUAGCGUUCAGCUGCCACUAAAGGUUGAAUAAAAAAUGUGUUAUAACUGUUAACAACAGUUGCAUUACAUUAUCUAUGUGGGCAUUGUCAGUGAGUUGUUAACAGUUAUAACACAUUAUAAUACCUGACCUUGUAAGUCACGAUAAAAUGCUUUAUAAUGUGUUAUGAUUAUUGCUAUAAUGCUGAUCAUUUAAGUGUGUUUAAAACUAUAGUCAUACAGUGCUAUAACAUGAUUAUAACACAUUUUACAUAUGUUUGUAAUGCAUUAUAGAGAUAGGCGUCAAAUAAAAGUGUUACAGAAAUUUCAAUAAAAUAUUGGAAUAAUAAUCAUAUUUAGCCAUGGUGAUGUGCCACAAUCAAUUACAUGUAGGGGAAACCCUGUGUCAUGUACCUGUCUCCUACUAUGUGUAAUAGCAGUGCUUUAAGUCUAGCAUAUCCAGUUAUGGUCAUUGCAGUGGUGUAAUUCUCGAACCUUUGCAUAUAUUUCUUUCAGCAAGGGUCGCCAGAGCUAGGGUCAGUUUCUAUAUCAAAAGGUGGAAGGGCAGCGGUAUUUACUGCCACACUGGCUCUGGUGUUGAUCUUCACAUGGGGGUCAUUCCUAUGUUCCCACAUUUCUAACAUUUUGUAUUUCACUGAAAAUUAGGCCCCGUGUGCCCACAGCCCUAAUUCAUUUAUUUUGCACACCACACAUAUUACUCGGUGACAAUAUGUAGAUCGUACUGGAUACUUAGGGGGUAUAAGUUACACUGUGGAUAUAUUAGAUUAUGCUUUAGAUUUUAUUGUCCUUUACAAGGAUAAUUGUAACCACAUUUAUUGUCUAACUGGCAUGCAUACAAAAAAGCGCUAACUGCCUUCUGAUGUUAUUCUGUAUCCCUGGUAGAUGAAACUACAUUCCUGUAAACAUCACAGUCAGUUUAGUAAAUCAGUCAGUUUAGUUAGUUUAGUAAAUUCGUAAGGCAGUUAGUUAGCAGGACGGUAUGAACACGAGGCCUUUUUACUUUAAAUUUAGCUUCUGUUCUGUAAUCCUGGACUGAUGGGUGUGGAGGUUCAGGGUGAAAGGACUCUGAGAUCAGCCAUCUGUGUAGCAGUAAAGUGAAUUUAACAAUUAUCUGCUGCUGUGAAUCUGAACUCAAAGGAUGUCACUGAAUCUGAGGCCGAAUGCUGAAGUUUGAUUUAGAUUUAUGCCUCAGAGUUGGUGUAUCUGAGAGCUUGUUAUUUAGUGAAUCAGAGCAGAUCCAUGUGAAACCAAACCAGUGAAACCCAACCAGGAGGACAGGAGCACAAAGAGCGGCUCUCAGUGUGUCUCUCAGGGGUGGCUGGAAACCUGCUGGCUGAUUGUUUCUGCUCUGUCUCAGGUUUCAAGACUCUGCUCAAAGGCAUCUCUGGGAAGUUCACCAGUGGGAACCUUGUGGCCAUCAUGGGGCCCUCAGGAGCCGGGAAAUCCACGCUGAUGAACAUCCUAGCUGGGUACAGGUUGGUACUGACCUGCUGAGUGUGACUGCACAGGAAUCAGAGUGGAUGAUUUAUGAGAACUGAUUUUAAAGUCCCAUUUUAGAUCAAAGUUAAUCCUGCUGUGGCAUUGUGUCAGGAGUGAAGUGAAAUCAUUAAAACAGACCCAGCUCUGAACUUCAGUUUAACUGUGUGUGUGUGUGUGUGUGUGUGCGCGUGCGUGCGUGCGUGUGUGCGUGCGUGUGUGUGUGUGCACGCACGUGUGCAGGGAGACAGGUAUGAAGGGGGAGAUCCUCAUCAACAGUCAGCCCAGAGACUUGCGCUCCUUCAGGAAGGUUUCCUGUUACAUCAUGCAGGAUGACAUGUUGCUGCCACACCUCACAGUGCAGGAGGCCAUGAUGGUACACACUUGUCCUUUUUCUCCUCCCCCUCCUCUUCUUCUAAUUUGUUGUAUUUUAUCCUAUAACACAUGCUGUUAUGUCCUGUGUCCUCUCUGUGUUAUGCUGGUGGUAAAACCAGAUUUCAUGUAUUAUUAUCACACACAAACGAAAAAGUAAUUAUGAAUAUUUUAUGAGCCUGUUCACAGCUCAGGUCAUCUGGCCUAAAAGACUCUGACACCUGGUUCUGGUCUCUACAGAUCUCAGCCAACCUGAAGCUGCAAGAGAAAGAGGCUGCUCGCAGAGACAUGGUGAGUCCUGACCCCUGAGGUUCAAACUUUACUUUGGGAAUCUGUGUGAAUACAUUUAAGAAUCUGUGUGUGUGUGUGUGUGUGUACAGUACAGUUUGGACACACCUUCUUAUUCAAUGUCUUUUAUUUAUUUUUUUUAUAUGACUAUCUACAUUGUAGAUUAUCACUGAAGGCAUCAAAACUAUGAAUGAACACGUGGAAUUUUGUACUUAAAAUAACUGUGUGAAAUAACUGAAAACAUGUUUAUAUUCUAGUUUCUUUAAAGUAGCCACCCUUUGCUCUUGAUGACAGAAGUACUUAGUCACAAAGUAACCCUGACAAGGCACACCUGUUAAGUAAAAACCAUUUCAGGUGACUUCCUCAUGAAGCUCUUUGAGAGAACAGCAACAGUUUGCAGCGCUAUCAAAAAAGCAAAGGGUAGCUACUUUAAGGAAUCUAAAAUAUAAAACAUGUUUUCAGUUAUUUCACACUUUUUUCUUAUGCACACGAUUCCACGUGUUCAUUCAUAGUUUUGAUGCCCUCAGUGAAAAUCUGCAAUUUAAAUAGUAAUGAGAAUAAAGAAAAUGCAUUAAAUGAGAAGGUGCUUCCAAACUUUUGGCCUGUACUAUAUAUAUAUAUAUAUAUAUAUAUGUGUGUGUGUGUGUGUGUGUGUGUGUGUGUAUUUGUACAUUUGUGUGUUUGUGGAUAUACAUAUAUAUUUUUGAAAUAGAUUUUAUUGAUUUUUUCCAAGAUCAUAAACAACAAACAAGUGCUCUGAAUUCACAUUGAUAUCAAAAUACAAAAGAAAAUGUAGCAUCAUCUAAAAUAAAAUGGCUUCACGUGACUUAAGACUGUCCCCAACCAGAAACCCAGUCCCUUAGCUGCCCACAUCCGCUGCGCCAGUCACCAUACACAAGUACUGUGCCAUCUCCCAACCAUGUACAGUAGAAGAAAUAUAAAAGUAGACUGGUAAAUAAAAAUAAUACAAUAAAAAAACAUACAUAUGUAAGUAUAAAGAUACAUAAAUUGAAUAAUAAAAUUUAAACAAAGAGGGGUGAGGUCUAAAGACAGGUGAUAGCAAAAAAUAGGCACAUUACAUGCUGACAGAUCUUUUAGUGGGAGUAUUCCAGUCUGGGGCAUAUUUCCCCUUUUUUUACAGUGUCCUGAAGGGACGGGGGUAAGUACCUGGAGAAGUACCUACGGAGUACCUACAGAAAGGCUGACCAUGUUCUCUCAAACAAACUAUCAUCCCCUUUCAUUUGUGCAGUAAGUCUUUCUAAGGGUAAAAAUUUUAUAUGUUUUUUGGUACCACUGUGUAACAGUGGAAGGUUGAUCACUUAUCCACUGCUUUAAAAUACAUCUCCUUGCCAGAAACAGAAGUUUGUCACAAAGUCUGAAAUCACUUUAAGUGAAAAAAUUUUACCCAAUUCCUGGGCUACAGUGCGACAAAACCUCGAAAUCAAACAACACUCCCAAAAACAGUGAAUGUAUGUCCCUAUCAUCUGUUUACAUUUAAUGCAAAGAGGAGAGGUCUGGUUGUCCAUCUUACUGAAAAGAGAUGGUGUUAUGUGGGAUCUAUGGUGUAUCUUAAAUUGAGUUUCUCUCAUUUGGUUCCAGAUAAAUGUGGUUUUGGCAGAGGCUAUUGCUUCAUGCCACUCAUCUUUGAUAUAUUGCCCACCAAGAUCGUGUUCCCACUUCUGUAUAACCUUGCUGAUAUCUGAUGGAUCUAUGGAGUAAAACAGUGAAUAAGAAUGAGAAAGAAAAUGUCUUUCCUUUCAGUUCAACAAAAAUGAAUCUAUAUCACUUGAAAUGGGGGUGUUUGUGGGGAGAUUUUUCACCUUUGACAGAAUAAGAUUAUGGACUUGAAGGUACCCAAAAAAGUGUUCAGAUGCAUAUUUAUAUUGAAGCUGUGUAUUAUAAGCUGUGUAAUAUAAGUGUAUUACCCUGGUAUACAUCCCGAAGAAGUCUGAUGCCUUUCACAUGCCAUCUAUCAGCAAUACUAUUUUUGACUCCCGGGGCAAACUCUUCAUUCUUAGUCAGAGGUAUUUCUGCAAAAGAUGAAAUAUUUUACCCAAGAUAUUUUGUUAUGUCUCGCCAAAUUCUGAUAGUGUUGUAGAUAAUAGGGUUAUGAUGGAUGUCCAAAGAUCUCUUUUUUCCAUAGUUAGUUUACUCAGCAAGGAGUAGGGAGAGGGGAACCACUCAUCAACAUCUGUUUCAGAUUUUAAAUCAGACUGUAGCCAGUCCCAGAUUAUUUGGGUGUGGCAGGCCCAGUUAUAAAAUCUCAAAUUAGGUAGGGCUAAACCUCUUCGUUCCCAAGGCAGCUGUAAGGUCUUAAUUCUAAUUCUGGGCUUUUUAUUGUGCCACAUAAAUAGUGAAAAAGCCCUUUCUAGAUCUGAAAUUACCUUCUUUGAAAUCCAUAAUGGUAGCAUCUGCAAAGGAUAAAGCAAUCUAGGAAAUGUGUUCAUCUUUAUGAGACUAAUUCUACCCAUCUAGGACAGGGGAAGGUCAUACCAUCUCUCGAGGUCAUUCUUAACUGCUCUAAUUGUUGGCACAAAAUUAAGUCUCCACAAGUCCUCAACAUUAGGUGACACUCUGAUUCCAAGAUAGACAAAGCCUGAAGUGGCCCAUCUAAAUGGAAAUUUUGUAACUCAACUCGUGCUGCCGUAAUUCCCCAAGGGCACAGCCUCAGAUUUUGUGUAAUUUACUUUGUAGCCAGAUAUUGAACCAAAUGAAUUAAUAACUGACAGAGUGGCCGGGACUGAGACCUUGGGGUUUGAAAGAAAAAGUAAAACGUUAUCAGCAUAUAACGCUAUCUUGUGGGUGGUCUUGCCUUAAGUAACCCUGUGAAUAUCCUCAUUAUUCCUGAUGCGUUCUGCCAGUGGCUCUAAUGUGAGGGCAAAAAGGAGGGGGGAGAGCAGGCAGCCCUGUCUUGUCCCUCCACCGAGUGGGAAGGGGGGGAGAGCGCAUGCCAUUGGUCAAGACACAGGCCUCUGGCGAGUCAUAAAUAAGUUUUAUCCAAUUUAUGAACUCCUCUCCUAAUCCAAACCUGUCCAGGACAUCCCACAAAAAUCACCACUCGACCCUACGGUCCUGGUGCUUUUCCACUUUGAAGUGUGCGAAUGGCACCCAGGACCUCUUCCCUGGUAACCAGUCUAUUCAGAGACUCCUGCUGUUCUUCUGUAAGAGAGGGAAGACUAACCUUUUCUGGGAAGGAUCUUCUUAGCUCAACUGAAGUAUCACAUUUAGUGGAAUAUAACUUGUAGUAGAACUGUUUCAUGAUAUUGUUAAUUUUCUUUGAUUCAUGGACUUUGUCUCCAUUAAUAUCUUUAAGUGAUGAUAUUAAACUAAUGGCAUUUCUUCCUCUUGCCAGGCGAGCAAGAAGGCGGCUAGGUUUAUUACCAUGUUCAUAUAGCCUCUGUCUGGCAAAAAUGAUAGAAACCUCUGCUUUGCUUGUUAAGAGUUGAUUGAGGGCCAAUUUUGCUGCUUCUAAUUUUUGAAGAUUAUGUUUAGAUGGAGAGCUUUUAAACGUGUUCUCUAAAUCCCAGAUCAAAUGUUCUAAUUACAAUUGCUUCCCGAUUGUAUCUCUUUUAUGAGCUGCUGUGUAGGAUGUAAUAGACCCUCUCAUGAAUGCCUUAGCCACUUCCCACAAUACGGAAGGAUUUGUGUCUGGAGUGUCAUUUCCCAUUGCUUCUCCAGAAAAUCCAAAAAUGGGGGGCUACUUAACAGUGAAGAAUUAAGUCUCCAGUGACGUAAGGAGGGAUCGAGAUGGGGGGUGGGGGACAGUUAAAGAUACUGGGUUGUGAUCAGACAAUGUGCAUAUUUCAAUAAAUGCUUUGACUCUGUCUAUAACCUCUCUAGGCACUAGAAAAUAGUCAAUUCUUGAUAGGGAUUGAUGGGGGUGGGAGUAAAAAGUUUAGCCUUUUGCUCUUGGAUUCAUAAUCCUCCAAACGUCAGAGACCCAGAUCUGCACUCAGCUCCUUCAGCCUUGCCAUCUUUUUGAGGUAAAAGCAGGCUUUGGUGGAGAUUAGUUAACACUAGCAUCCUGGACCCAGUUGAAGUCUCCUCCAAAUACUGUGAAGUGGAUUAGAUAUGAGGAUGUCAUUGUGAGUAGAACCUAGAAAAGAAAGAGGGCUUGAACGUGUUAGGGCUGUAAAGAGAACCAUUCCCCAGAAUUCAUUCCCCGUAAAGAAAACCUGAAAUAAAAACAAAUCGACCUUCGUUAUCCUUAAUGACCUUAUUCAAAGUAUAGGGCAAUUUCUUGUGAAUAAGAAGCUGGAUAUACAGCUUCUGUCCCUCAUGUGUCAGCUGUCGUCUCUCCCUCAGCACAGCUGUUUAUCCCCGGGGUUGUGUAGCUUGAUGAGGACGGGCCUGUGGCGGUCACUGUGGGCCGGUCCAAGCCCUCUGUGCGCCCGGUCGAUUUUAAUUAUGCCCUGUUUAGUGUCCAAGUUCAAUAUUAGUGUUCAGCGUUCAAAGAGGUUAACAGGUUUCUCACCUUCAGCUCCCUCCUUUAAGCCAAAAACCCCGAUGUUGUCCUGUCUCAUUCUAUAUUUCAUGUCAUCUGCUUUCUCAGCGAGUGUUUGCAGCUUCGCCUCAACUUCCCAAAGCUUGUUUUCAGCAUCAGUUAGCAGGUCCACCAGUGUAGACACUCGGCUCUUAGCUUCAUCCAGCCUUUUACUGUUGCCUUCCACUCGGGUUGUCAUUACUUCCAGUGCGUUCGUGAAUUUGGCCAGAUUCUCCUCUAUAAUUUUGCCGACGCUCUCAGUGACUUCCCAAAUUAGCUGUGAGGAGUAGCCACCCUCACCUGAGUCGCCAUCUUGCACCUCGCCUUCCUGUUUACUUCUUGGAUUUCUUUGAGAUUUACUUGUUUUUCUGGACGGAACCGAGCCACUUUCUUUGCCCGACAUCGUUAGGAAGCAUAAAAAGGUCAAAAAUGAAUAAAAAUAACAGUCUGUGGUUGGUUAAAAUGUAAAUUAAGGUUAAUGGGAGUGGGAGCUCAGUGCCAGUCCGACCUCUCAGCCCAGUUACGUCAUAGCAACCCGGUGGAUAUAUUUUUAUGUAUCUAUGUGUAUAAAUAUUUGUGUGUCUGUGUGUUUAUAUUUGUGUAUUUGUUUGUAUAGUUUUAUGCAUUUGUGUGUGUAUUUUUGUGUGUAUGCAUUCAGGUGAGGGAAAUCCUGAUGGCUCUGGGGUUGCUGGACUGUGCUAAAACAAGGACGUCGCACCUGUCGGGGGGUCAGAGGAAGAGACUGGCCAUUGCUCUGGAGUUGGUCAAUAACCCACCUGUCAUGUUCUUUGAUGAGCCCACCAGGUGAGCAACACAGUCCUAUAUGAGACUUGGGCUCUCAUUUAUAAAUGUGACUUAGCGCCAGACAGUGAGGUAUGCUUCUCCCUACAAAGUUUGUGAUCCAUGAAGACAUUGGGGCCUGUGACCAAAUGGUUGCAUUUUGCGACUAAAAUCUGAAACAGUGCGAGUACAUUUUUCAUCCACUCACGCAUGCGCGACCAGUAAAUUUGCCAAAUGUUUUUGUAGCGAUUUGAAUUUAUAACAAAUGUCUUAAGAUUAAUAAUUGAUAAUAAUCUAAAUUCAUCACAUUUAUGCACUCAUUGAAAGGGGCACCACCCACCUUUAAUGGCGGGAAAAGUUAAGAAAAACAAAAGUUUUAAUUGAGAAAUUAAACAUCAGGUCAAUCUUAAAUUAAUCAAUCUCAUAUCUUAAGCCGACAUUCUCAUUUCAGGGACUCCACUUCUGGAAGAACACCAACAGACAAGAACUUAGAAAAAUAAUGAUCUGUUUAUUACAGGAUAAAUGAUGGUACAACAUACAUGCAAUAAAUGAUGAUAAGAUAAUGAGGACAAAUAAUAAUAGGUGAAUAAAUAAAAGAUUCUGAGUCAGACUAGGAGCACUAAAGUUAAUGAUAGUGAGUGAAUAUGCUCUAACAUAUUAACCUACACUAACUUUGGUGUCAAGCUAAAUUUGGAUGUGGAUUUGGAUGAAUCUAGGAUUACUAGAAUUAGUGAAUAUCUGAGUCAUGACCACAGAUGAGAGAUGAGACCACAUCAGCCCUCUUUGGAGCUCUGGAGGUUUGCAUACUUAAGUGAGACUGGUCCUUGGAGAAGAUGGAGCAGGUUCCGAAGGUCCAGGGCUACCGGCGUUUCGAGAGGUUCAGCUCAGAAGACGACAAAGUCAGCUGAAAGAUGGGCCAGGAGUCACAGCACUCGGGCCCGAAGCAAAAACCAGGGCCUUAUGGGUCCUUUGGAUGCUCCCUUGGUCUCACUCAAAACUCUGGCACAGAGGAUGACUUUGGGCCUGCUGUGUGGCGUUCAGAGGUGGCUUUGCAAUCACGCCGAUAACUCAAAAAAGGGGCUCGAUUUAAAAAAUAACUUUGCCAAAUUGAAGAAAAAUUAAUUAAAGGCUUAAUCUUGAAUUGCUAUGAGCACAAAGAGUUGAAGUUUCAAAACUUGAGCUAAGGUGAACUUGAGCUUGAACUUGAACUCGUUGCUGUUUGAAGCUGUCCUGCUUCUAAAAAUAGAACAGGGGGGUUCAGUCAGUCAGCUAGCAGCAUGGAGGAGAACUCGGCGUCUGUGGUUAGCGGAGGGACAAAGAUGACCAAACCACCGUGAAACAUGGGGCCGAAAGUAAAGAACUUAUCGGCGGAGGAUGGAGAGGAAAUCAAGGCGUCACUUGAGUUCCUAUCAGCAGAGGUUGCUCAAAUUAAAGAGCAACAACUAACUAUUAUGAACCUGGUGAAGGAGGUGACACGGCUUAAAGAGCAGAACAUGGAGAAGGACCGGAGAAUCAACCAGCUGGAGAGUAGAGUCUCAGAUCUGGAACAAUACACCAGGGUGAACACAAUCAUUGUCACUGGAGUCCACAUCAAACCCAGGACGUACUCUAGAGCGGUGGCGGCGGCGGCCGUGAACGGGGAAGAGAUGAGCGAACUCGACGCUAACUCUGUGGAGCAACAAGUGGCGACGUUCCUACAUGAUAAAGGGAUCGAGCUAGACUGCAAUGACAUUGAGGCCUGUCACACUCUUUCAUGGAGGAACGACAAAGAUAAAACAACCGCGGUGAUCAUGAGAUUCUACAAUCGGAAACGAAAAGCUGCACUGAUGAAGCAGGGAAAAAACUGAAGGGCACGGAUGUAUAUCUCGACGAACACCUUACUAAACGCACCGCUGAAAUCGCCAAGAGAGCACGCUUCAUGAGGAAGGAGAAAAAGAUCCAGUCUAUGUGGACCACAAACUGCAAAGUGUUCAUCAAACUCAAUGGAGCACCGGAGGAGGCCAAAGUGGUGUUCAUAAAAAGUAUCGAGGAACUUGACAAAUACACAUGAGCGACUGGUCGCAGGAUUCUGGACUGUAAGGUAACCUGCAAUGUAACAACAUAACAUUCUAACAUGACACACAUCGAAAUAGCCCAUACAGCUACCACAGAAGACACCACACGGUGAACACAAAUGUCUAUGGACUAUGAGAUGGAACUCAAAACAUGUGAAUACACUGAACAUAAGAUAUUGGACAUAGAAAAUGAUAUAGACCCGGACAAUUAUUUUUUUUCCAACAUCAACAAUAAUUGCCGCUAUUAUACAGAAGAACAGUUCAACCGAACCAUUAAGGUGGAGGGAAAAUUGUCAAUAAUUCACCUCAAUAGCAGGAGUAUGUAUGCAAACUUUAACAACAUCAAGGCAUACUUAUGCAGGUUUAAACAGUCUUUUAACAUAAUUGCGAUUUCGGAAACUUGGAUCAAUGAGAUUAAUGGAGCAGAUUUUGAACUACCUGGAUAUGAAUUUAAUUAUAAAAGUAGGAACGAUAAGGGUGGAGGAGGAGUGGCUUUAUACGUAGAUGUAAACCUGAACUACAAGAUUGUAGAUAGGAUGACAACUGUGGUUGACAAUUUAGUUGAAUGUCUAACAGUGGAAAUCACUAUGGAAAAUAGCAAGAAUAUCUUAUUUAGUUGUGUAUAUAGAGCACCAGAUACCAGUAUAGAAUGUUUUAAGGAUUGGUUUGAAGAGAUGUACACAUUAAAUAACUAAAAGGUACUUUUUAUAUGUGGCGACACUAACAUCAAUCUUUUGAAAUCAAACAAUCAUAGAAUGACCGAGGAAUUCAUAAAUACAAUGUACAGUAUGAGUUUGCACCCUGUCAUCACCAGACCAAGCAGAAUUACAACAUAUAGUGCUACAUUAAUAGAUAAUAUAUUCACAAAUGACAUAGACAAUAGGACGGUGAGCGGACUACUAAUUAAUGACAUUACAGACCAUCUGCCUGUUUUUACUGUCUACGAUUGUAAUUAUAAGAGAAAUUUGCCAGACUGCAAACCUAAAUACAGAAGAGUAAGAACAGAGGAUACUAUUAAUGCACUAAAGGAGGAUCUACUAACACAGGACUGGGAGACUGUAUAUGCAGAAAAUGAUAUUGAUUGUGCAUAUAAUGAAUUCCUUUGUAUUUUUAAAAGAUUCUUUGACAAGAAUUGUCCACUGAAAGAAAUUACGAGGAAAUAUAAAAAAACAGAACAGCCAUGGAUCACUAAAGGACUUCAAAAUGCAUGUAAGAAGAAAAGUACUCUGUAUAGAGAGUUCAUCAAGCAAAGAACCAAAGAAGCAGAAAAUAAAUAUAAAAGAUAUAAAAACAAGUUAAAAAUUAUAAUAAGGAGAUGUAAGAAGGAUUAUUAUAAUAAAUUUCUAGCAAAUAAAGACAAUAAUAAAGGAAUUUGGAAUGUACUAAACCGUGUUAUUAGAAAUGACUCUGGACACAUAAAUUACCCACAAUAUUUUAUUGAUAAAGGUACAGAUAAUUAUAAUAUGGAUGAGGUUGUUAAUAGCCUUAACAGUUUCUUUGUAAAUGUGGGACCUAACCUGGCUGAAAAUAUUCCUGAUCCUGGGACAACUGAGGAAUGUAGUGAUACACUUAUUGAAAGGAACUCCUGUUCAAUGUUUCUUACAGCAGUGGAGGAGAGUGAAGUCAUUGAAAUAGUUGAAAAAUGUACCAAUAAAAUGUCCACUGACUGUGAUGACAUUGACAUGAAAUUAAUCAAAGAAGUAGUUGGAGGAAUUUCUAAACCACUCACUUAUAUCUGUAACUUAUCAUUCCAAACCGGUACAGUCCCAAAGAAUAUGAAAAUAGCUAAGGUCAUACCACUAUUUAAAUCGGGUGACAAACACAAUUUCACAAAUUACAGACCUGUCUCUCUGUUACCUCAAUUCUCAAAAAUUCUAGAAAAACUAUCUAAUGACAGACUAGACAAAUUCAUUGAAAAACACAUCUUAUUAAGUGAUAGCCAAUAUGGAUUUAGAAGUAACCGAUCAACAGCAAUGGCUCUAAUGGAAUCAGUAGAGGAAAUCACCAACUCUAUUGAUGAGCGUAAGUUUGUAGCCGGAAUAUCUAUUAACCUUAGGAAGACAUUUGAUACCAUCAAUCACAAGAUAUUAAUAGAAAAAUUGGAAUGGUAUGGUAUUAGAGGAAUAGUCUUAAAAUGGGUGAGUAGCUACUUGAGUGACAGAAAGCAAUUCGUGAGGUUGGGUGAAUCAAUAUCAUCAUGUUUGACAAUUGCUUGUGGAGUCCCCCAGGGUUCAGUAUUGGGACCGAAAUUAUUUAUCCUUUAUAUAAAUGACAUGUGUAAUAUAUCUAAAGUACUAAAAAUGGUAGUCUUUGCUGAUGAUACAAAUAUUUUCUGUUCUGGAAGCAAUUUGCAGGAAUUAUUGAACAUUGUUUCUUCUGAGUUGUGCAAGCUAGAGAGGUGGUUCGACAGAAAUAAACUUUCAUCAAACUUGUCUAAAACAAAAUUUAUGAUAUUUAGUAAUAAUAAAAUAGAUAAUCAAGUAAAUAUAUAUAGAGGGUAUUGCUAUUGAAAGAGUAUUCGAGAAUAAAUUUCUAGGGGUGAUAAUUGAUGAUAAAAUUAAUUGGAAAUCUCAUAUAAAAUAUAUACGAACAAAACCAUCGAGAAGCAUUUCAGUUCUGAGCAAAGCAAAGCACAUUCUGGAUUCCAACUCACUCUGCAUGCUGUACUGUUCCCUUGUUUUACCUUAUUUAAAUUACUGUUGUGAGGUUUGGGGCAAUACCUAUAAAUCUUCACUCCAUGGAUUAACUAUACUUAAAAAAAAGAGCUAUACGAAUUAUACAUAAGGCUGCAUAUCGAGACCACACCAACACACUAUUCAUUAAGUCAAACCUGUUAAAAUUUAUGGAUAUUAUCGAAUACAAAACCGCCCUGAUAAUGUACAAAGCUAGGUACAAUCAUCUCCCUGGGAAUAUCCAGAAAAUGUUGACAGAGAGGGUGGGUACAACCUUAGGGGGAAGUUAAAUUUGAAAACUCUGUGUGCCCGAACAACAUUGAAAUCAUUCUGUAUCUCGAUAUGUGGAGUUAAACUUUGGAACAGUAUAGAUGUAGAGACAAAGCAAUGUUCAAACAUACACAAGUUCAAAAAAAGGUAUAAAAAAUGUAUUAUAAUGAAGUAUAAGGAGGAAGAAUUACAAGAACGAUGAUGUGUUCAAUGACUGUACUGUAUAGACAUCUAUGCAUGUAUGUAUGCAUGUAUGUAUGUAUGUAUGUAUGUAAGUAGGUAUGUAUGUAUGUAAGUAUGUACGUAUGUACGUAUAUGUAAUUUAUUAUUGAGAUCACCAAUUUAGUGUACAACCAAGUAAUCCUUGAUACAUAAGUGGUAAAUUAAUUAGUUAAAGUAUACUUAUAGGUAUACAGUAAGACAGUUUGUAAAGCGUUGACGCUGUGUAGUUGACAAAGGGGUAGGAUCACAUCAGUCUUGACUUCACCCUACUCCUUUUGAACAUGACCAUGAGGCCGAUUAUUGCCUGUUAGGCUUGUCUUUGAUUUUAUGUUUUUUUUUAUUUAUUAUUACUACUACUAUUUUCUUCUCAUAAAGCCUUGUUUUUUGUUUUGUUUUUUACUUCAUUAUUUUUAUCAUGUUCAAAUAAAGAAAUAAAGAAUAAAGAAAAAAAGAGCUAUGAUGAAUGAACACGUGGCGUAAAACUAAGUCUAGAAGUCUAAGAAAAAGUCAGACUAAGUAGUAAGAGAUAAGAGAAAACAAGCAGAAACAAAGAGGAACACAGAAGAGUAGAAGAGCUGAAGAAUGUGAGGAAGAGCAAGAGAGUGAGCACCCCCAACUUUACUGGUUUUAUCCCCUUCACACUGGGAGUGUCUCUGGGGUGUGUGUGUGAGGAGAGAGAGGAGGGGUCGUGGUCUUCAAGAUCCCUUAUGACUCGAUCUAACUUUUACUUCUGGCUGAGAAAAGAGUCAGAUCUGAUACUUACUCACUAUGAUUAAUAUCAUUGAAUGCUUGGUUUCAUGAUAAAUGAUUUGAUACUAAACACAUAUGAAGAAAUGUAGAAUCACAUCAAACAUUCUCAUUAUGUUUUAAGUAUCACACUGAACGUGCUAAAUUACUCUGGUAUGAAACAGACAGUAACACAUAGAAUAUAUAAACAACAAAAGAGUAAACACAUGUAGGUAAACUUCAUCAUGAUUAAUAAUGGAUUCAAAAUACUCACAUUCAGAUUACUGAGUGACAUUAUAACCACCUUGUGGUUAAAAAUACUAAAUAAACGUGAGCAGGGUUUUAUGACUGAGGUCUGGAGGUCAGUGUCCUGCUCCUCAGACUCCUCACACAUAUAAAGAUGGUAAAUCUUAAUUGGAAAACCUGGGUUGAGGCAUUUGGGUAAACCUUCGGUCGGGUCAGUUAGGUAACCUGAAAGUGCAAAGAAGUCUGGAUCAUGUUGUUCUUGUUUUUUUAAAUGUUCAUGUGGCAUUUUUCUGACGCUACAGGAAACAUAAUGAGGAAAAAUAAGUCAGAAAUUUCAUUUCUGAUUAUUUCUGUAUUCAAAUCGCGGUGAAUCUCUGGCAGACCCAAACGGCAGGUUCAGAAACAGUGAGAUUUCCUACAUAGCAAAUCCAAGCUCCGCCCCAUAGCCCCGCUAUGCAGGCUAGACUCCGAGAAAUAGAGUGGGGAUUACGCAGAACAAGCGUGUGCAGCAGCGGAUUGCGAUGCUCAUAAGAAAGCCAAUUAUGAAAUAAGCUUUCAUCAUGUCCCUAAAGACACUAGUGCCCGAGAGCUGAAUAAUUCCUGUGUUACCUGUGUGAAGAGGAGUGUGCAGAGCAGUGCUGUCUCAGGCCGUCUCCGCCCACGACUCUGAGGCAAAUUGCUGAUUAGCUACUGGAGCUCUGCAGAGGAAGUCCUUGAAAAUGACACAGGUAACAUGAUUUGGCCAUAGACUGUAGAAAGAAUGGACAGAGUCUGCCUCCUCGCUGGGUGAAGCCACUCCGAGAACAGCACCCUCUGUUGGCGGGCUGCAGUAUAGGUCAUAAAUCCCGCCUCCGCCAGCAAAGCUUAUAGAGCUGUGGACAAACUUUAGAAAUGUAUUACACAGAACAUAAAUUUUUCUCCCCCCUGCUUGUGAUGUUGACAUGUAGUUAUUGUAAGACUGGUUUGUGCUCAAGUCCUCUUUUUUUCUGUGAAGCUCCGUUUUUAAAAGUUAUUAGGGGGUUCAUGUUUUCAAUGAUUGACACCUGAUACAGCCUAUGGGCGUUCAGGGUUUGAGUGGCUCUCCCGGAGGAUAUGCUGUUUGAGCCGAGCAUCAUCACAGCGACUCUCGGCGACUGCGCACCCAAAUGCGUGCAUCGCUACUGCGCAGCGCUGGUUUCAGGAAAUGAAGAAAAAUCUCGGAAAUACUGAGAGCUAUUUGGCUUAACAUCCGUAUACAGGCGGUAGGCGGAACCAGGUUGUCCAUAGUAUAUACAGUCUAUGGGUAUAAAUAUAUGCAACUUGAUGUGAUUGUUUUUAUUCGUGUAAAACAGUGGCGAUUGCUCUAAGACUGCAAGGGAAGCUCUGCUUCCCUUAAAAUGUCACCCCCCAAAAAAAAGAAAAAGUGGUGAAAUACGUACGGCUGUGUGUACAUUUCAUUAACUAAAUACGCACUAGAAAGCCUUCAUCUUUUGUUCAGACACUGUGAUAAGAAGCUGAUAAUUAUAGGUAACCGGCAUAACUUCGUUCUAAUUCAUCCUCGCAGCGCCUCAGCGCUUUAAACAGCCGGAAGCUGGGCUUCUGCUGACUUCAAUGUGGAAGCUAAAAGUGGGUUGUUCCAGCAGCGAAACUAGACGCUCAUUGGAUAAAUGCUGGGCUUUGUCCCACCCAAUGGAAGCUAAGCUUCACUGGAGUUCUAUGGCGAGAGGGCGGUCCCGACUUUCUCCCGGACUGCAAGCUUCUGCAUCCAUGAUUGGAUGAGCUGUCUGAGGCGAAAUCCUUUUUUGAUUGACAGCUAAACAAGCGAAUCAGCGAUCUUGAAGAAUAAAACAUCUACCAGAGCAUUUUCCAAGUCAUUCAUUCCGUUGUUCUUAACUGCUCCGGAGACUUUACCGAUCCUCAGCGACUUCUGUCUUUAUUAAAAACGACUGCCGUUGUGUUUGGCGACUCUGUUCUGUUACAUACUAAUAAACAAAUACAAUUAUGAUGUAGGCCAGAAAAAUGAGCUUCCCCUCAUUGAAAGACCAGCAGCCGCCACUGGUGUAAAAGGAGGUUUGUCUUACCAGUGGGUACAACCUUACACACACCAAAUCCCUCUGUGCUUAUAUGCGCUUACAGCGACAUUUGUUGAGGGGCCACCUUCUGUCGCCAUUGUGUGGUGUUCCUUUCUUGAGUCAUCUCUUCGACUAGCUCACCAAAUUUGCAAUACGCCUUGCUGGUGGCGGAUUUAAAGAUGAGGAGAAGAGCUGAUGUGAACAGAACUUGGCUGUGUUAAACCCACUCCACGCCUUAUCCCCUCCCUCUUUCCUACUUACGCUGCUGGGAGGAGCUAAGUUAGGGAGGGGGGAUACUUACGCCGGGCUGCGCUGCUCACCAAAAUACCAAAGUGUGCUUGGGCAGGCCUAAUCGGUGCAGCGGACCUGACUUAGGCUGUGCCUACGCCACACUGCAGGCGAGUCAAAAGCCCAAAAUAUGCGCAGAGGUGAACAAAUUCUGACCCAUGGGUACGGACAGGUUAGAGGGAGGGGCAUCUGGAUACUCAGAUGAGAGGGUGAACUGAAGUUAAAGGUUAUUAUUCAAUCUUGUGUUUUUUCUUAACUUUACUUUUUUAAGAUUAUUUUUUCUAAUGUAAAUUUUUUAAUGUCAUGUUUUAAAUGCCAUUUUAAGAAUCAUAUCUGGAGAGGGUGUGUGGUCUUUAUAAACAGAAAAAGCUGAUGAUACUGAUAAUAAUGGGUCCACUCCACCUUUCUGCGUUGGUGCAUCUGCAAAUACUGCACCAACAAACAGCCUCUGAUGUCAAAAUGCUGAUAAAUCUUUCAGAGGAGUGUUUGAGUCUGUCUCUAAAUAAGCUACAGUAAAUUACAUGGCGGGGAACUGUAACCUCGCUUGUGAGCUGGUUCUUUGUGCAAAGCACCAGAAGAGGGAGACAGAGUCCAAACAUCACACUUAACACCUGAGAGCAGCUGUUUUAAUCUGUGUGUGUGUGUGUGUGUGUGUGUGUGUGUGUGUGUGUGUGUGUGUGUGUGUGUGUGUGUGUUAGUGGUCUGGACAGCUCGUCUUGUUUCCAGGUGGUCUCUCUGCUGAAGGCUCUGGCUCAGGGAGGACGAACCGUCAUCUGUACCAUCCAUCAACCCAGCGCCAAACUGUUUGAGCUCUUCGAUAAGGUGACCAUCAACCCUGAUGAUUCCUCUUUCAAACAUGGUGGACACCACAGUAGACAUUUUUAACUAUCAAAGAUACAGUCGUGUGUCUCAACUACAGAGUUGUGAAUCUACAAACAUCUGUGUCAAUGACAUGAGUGGGACCAGCUGCAGCAAAUCAAAAUCAAAACCAACUUUCUUACCUGAUGGACCCCAAAUACCUGAUUUCUUUUUGUUGCCAUCAUAAAUGAUUUUGGAUCAAAUGUGUUCACAGAGGUCAGUUUGAGUCCACAGACAGAUGUGAGGUCAGGUUUUCUCAAUGCAGCGUGUUGGUUUUUUUGAAGGCACCAUCAUCAGGACCUGAAACAAUGUCACAGAUCCAUCAUUCCCUGAGCUCUAAACUUAGUCCACAUUAAAAGCUUUGAGCUUUCCUACAGACCAGAGAAACAGAUAUCCUUGAUGACUAACCAGACACUUUCUUUCCUGUAGUCCACCUGCUUAGCUUACCAAACUGUAGCAAAUUCAACAGUCUCCCAACCAAGUCCAACACACCUUUUGUGUGUGUGUGUGUGUGUGUGUGUGUGUGUGUGUGUGUGUGUGUGUGUGUGUGUGUGUGUGUGCGUGUGUGUGUGUGUGUGUGUGUGUGCGUGUGUGUGUGUGUGUGUGUCAGCUCUACGUCCUGAGUCAGGGUCAGUGUAUCUACAGAGGGAAGGUCUCCAGUCUGGUCCCGUACCUGAGAGACCUUGGACUCAACUGCCCCACCUACCACAACCCUGCAGACUUCGGUAAGAAACCCUGACAAUGCUACACACGUCGCACACACUCAUAGGGGCUGAGGGGCUGAUGGGAUAUUGGUCUGAUACACCUGACGGCCUUAAAAACAGAAGAAGGUUUAUCCUGAGGUUUGAGACUUUCUUUAAACCAGUCUCAGACUCCAGACAAUUUCUCUGGGCUGCCAGAUCACCCAGACAGCCUGGAAAUGAAGCGGUUCUCCUGCAGCAGUGAGGGUGAGGACACACUCAAGGGUGUGGUGACCUUGAAGGCCUCAUGGUGGAUCACCACUCUGUCACUGCUCUGUGUUGCUUCAGUUUUACCACCAGCACCUCCUUUGGAAAGUGUUCAAAUGCUGGGCAUCACAUUACAAAGGACGAGGCCCCCCACUGUCACCAGCCAUGAAGCUGUCACCCAGUCACCCAGACAGAUAUCUGAGUGAAGAUCGUACCAGGGCAACUGCGCCUUAACAAAGAUAACUAUCGUAUUGACCAUCACAGUCAUUUAUCUAUUUAGUCCAUUUUAUGUCUUUGCUGAUUUGUGAAGAUUAAGUAAGAGAUUAAGUAACAGACAGUAACUGAGCAGGGGUUAGGACUCGUCAUGGACUCUGUCAGCUGAACUGAGUAUGCUCACUAACAGACGUGCAGAGAGAAACCUGUGAUCACCUGACUCAUACUGGUUUUCUGUAAUCCAGCUGUUGUGUUUAUCUGACAGGACAAGGUUGACUUCCGCUCACAUCACAAAAUUCAUCACAUUAGCUUGAAAAGUAAGACUCAACUGGAAGUAUAUUUGCACACUUAUGUUUUAAUUGUGGAAGGACUGCUCCCUUAAAAACUCAUUGUUGUUGCUGCAGCAGAUAUAAGAGCUGAAAAUCAGUUUUUACAUUCACGAAUGUUCGACAAAUCAUGUGACUGAAAUAGCUGAUUACUAUUAUUCUGGAUCAGAUCUGUGUACAUUCCUGUUACCAUUGAUGUGUUGCAGCCAGAUGAAUCUAGGAGUUGUCUUUAAGUUCAGCCAGAUCUGUCUGCUGAAUCCAGAAGAAAGUACACAGGACUUUUAUUUCUGCAUCGAUCAGCGCGGACUAGAAAGAGACAGACAGGAAGUCAGACACCGAAAUAGUGUCAAAACAUCCGCUUUUAAAAAAAAACACUUUGUUAACACCAGAUCAUAUAUCGCCUAACUACACAGACAAACUGCACAGACAAACCAUCAGAGUAGGUAAAGCCAGGUAUGGAGUCAACAGGUCAAUGGUUUUCAGAGGUUGGGUUCUUUUUUUCAGCUCUGUAACUAUAAAUGUGAUUAACUUCACCUGUUUUAAACUUAGUUAAUGAAGCAAUCAAGGACCAGUGUCAAAGAGUGUUUGUUAAACUGGGUGGUUUUAUGAUGCAGAGGGGGGCUACUUUUUCAAAAGGUCCACAGUGAAAGACAGACAAAAUUCAAGUUUUUUUAUUAACUGAAGUGUUCACCUGCUUGUUGGUGUGUCGGUUAUAAAUUAUACAGCACACAAAGUUUGUGGGCCUUGCCGUAAUCCUUUCUCUAAAGCUGUCAGACUCUGAGAAUCUCAGUCGGAACCUGUCAGGGCCAGAAAGAAGAACUCUACGGGAACACCUUUUUGAUCAGGUAAAGGUGAGCUUGCGUGUGACACGCAUGGUCAUGUGACUGGGGUGUGUAAUGUGUGUGUUCAGUGAUGGAGGUGGCGUCCGGGGAGUACGGGGAUCAGACGAUGCGUCUGGUGAAGGCGGUGCAGGACAGGAAGUGUGUGGUUGAGCAGCAGACGGAGCUGAACGGAGACACAAACCUUCACCCGCUCCUGUGGCAAAGCACUGAGGAGGUAGGAGACAAAUGCACAGGGCAACACCACUCUCCCAUAAAAUGAGAAUUAAGUUAAUGAAAUAAGAAAAGCAAAUGAGUUCAAUUUUCUGAUUCUGUUUCACAGCUUUUAACUCGUUACCUGCUUUUCAGUUAUCCUUUUGCUGCUCAGUCUUUAAAUCAUCUGGACUCGUCACAUUAACUUCAAUUAAUCCUGACAAGAUAAUUUUUUAUCAAGAAAUAAGAUUAAAGUAUAAAGACUUAAGUUUUUAAUUGAAAUCAUGCAUUUAGCAAACAGAGGGAGAAAAAUUUCCCUCUUUAUAUUGGAUCUGUGUAUCAAUCGAUUUUUAUUUAUAUAGCACCAAAUCACAACAGUCAUUACCCCUAGACGCUUUCCAAAAGAGCAAGGCUAGAUCACACUCAUAGUUUAGUAUUGGGACAGGUUUGACCCAUCUCAUCUAAAGGAAAAACUUCCCUUUAACUAGCAGAAACCUUGAUCAGGACCAGACUCAUGCUAGACAGCCACCUGAUGCUGCUGGGUCAGGGAAGGGAGGGAGAUGGAGAGUGAGAAAGAGAGAGAGAGCGAGAUUUUUGAAUCCACUUUAUUUGCCGCUCUUUUGCAAAAAAAGAGGUCAAUUCAAAAUAACAAUCAAUCACACACAAACUCAAAAAAAAAAAAGGAAUAAUAAAUAAAGAAAUAUUCACAUGAGCAUAUCUUUAACUGUAAAGUAUUUCCUGCUACAGAGUACAACACCUGAUUAAAACCCCAAACUGCCUGGAAUGAAUCCAGAUCUCCUCCUGCUUUGUAAAAAUUAAAAUCAAUGAGGAGUCUGGACUUUAUCAUAUUUUUACAUUCAGUGACCGGAUCAACAAUAAAACCAUCCUCCACCUUCCUCCUGCGGCUAAAAUACACUGCCACCUUGGCCUGCCCUAAAACAAAGUUUAAAAGCUGGCACUUGUAUUUGUGUUGGUGUGUGUAUUUAAAACCCAGAAUAAAAACCCGCUUGUUAAAAACCUCUCCACAUCUGGUAAAAACAGUUUGUAAAAACAGAAACAAAGGUAAAAGACGCAGACAUUCAUAAAAACAGUGAAAAAUGGUCUCUUUCUGGGGGCAGUAGGAACAUGUGUCCUCUACUACCAGGUUAAUGUUCGUUAUAAAAGAGUUCACUGCGAUGACCCCAUGGAGGACUCUCCGGUGCACAUCUGCAUGUUUCUUCGAGAGUGGAGGUUUAUAAAAGGCCCUCCACUCAGGUCUGGAAGCAGGAGCCAGGUGCAGAUAGUUCCUCCAUGGAGUGUCAGGUCUUUUAUCUAGUUUUUUCCCAUUAUUGUUUUUACCAUCAUCUUGUACAAGGUUUUUCCUGGUGUGCCUUCCGAAGGGGCGGGGUGGUUAAAAUCCAACAGCAGGCCAGAACAGUCUUUAAAAAUAUGGUGCCAGGAAGAUGGCAGGAAAGAGGUCUUUUUCAGUCACUGUCUGGUUAAAAGGGGAGUUUAAAAGCAGGCGGUCGUGUCCUGUAAGUCUCUGUCUCCAGUGGUUCAAGAGUUUUUGUGUGACCCUCAUCGAUGAAAGUCCCAGCUGGGCAGCGAGUCCAGAUGGGUUGUCCAUCCGGGUCGUCCAUCCGGGUUCCCGUCAGCUCCACCACCUGCCCCAGAGUGAGGACCCCCACCGUCUGCAGACUUUUCUCCAGACUCUGACCUGCCCAGCUGGGAAGGUCUAAGCGGGUCCCCCAUAGGACCGGUUCCUGCAGGAGCCAGUAUGUAGAGUCAACCUGGCCCCUCCUCUCCUUCCUCAGCAGGCCCCAAACCUUAAAACACUUUUAUAAAAGGCAGGCAGAGAAGAUGUGUUCAUGUUCUGUGUGUUCAUUAAAAACAAAUUAAAAUCCUAACCCAGGCUGUUAAAACCCUGCAGAAUGCAGCGGGACAGGGGCCUCCACAGAGUGGCCCCAUCAGCAGCCUCUGGAUAAAUUGGAGCCUGAAGGCUGCGCCCCUGCUGGCCAGGUGGACCAGGCUCUGGCCCCCCUCCUCUUUCGGUAAAAACAGGACACUCUGUGGGACCCAGUGGAGUCUGUCCCAAAUAAAAUCAACUAAAACUGACUGAAUCUUGGAAAGGAGAGAAGCCGGGGGAUCGACACGGGCCAGGGUCAGGGUGGAUAAUGGAUGCCAUCAUCUCCCUCAUUCUGAAGGCCAGAGCCUUGGACAGGAUCUUAUAAUCUGUGCACAGCAGGGUGACUGGCCUCCAGUUUUUCAGCUCCUGCAGGUCUCCCUUCUUAGGCAGCAGGGUGAUGACGGCCCUUCUGCAGCUCAGAGGCGGCCUGCUGGUCUGUCAACUGUCUUUCAAGACCUCUAGCAGGUCUAGUCCUAAAAUGGACCAGAAGAACUUAUAAAAGUCAGCAGGAAGGCUGUCCAUGCCUGGAGCUCUGCCGCUCUGCAGGCUCAUGGUGGCUGCAUGGAUCUCCUGCAGUGUCACCUCUGCUGCCAGUCUGCUGUUGUCAGUCUCGCUGACCUGUGGGGAACCGCUGAGGAAGCUGCCUGGCCCCGUUCCGGUUUAAGGUGCUGAUAUUAAAAUCACACAUCGAUGAAAAAUAAAUCACAAUGAGGAGAGCAGUCAGUGAAAGGUAAAAGCGUCUAAAAUCAUCUUUAUCAUUGAUGAUUUGUGGUUUUACCUUUGGCAAAAUCUUCUUGAGUCUGAAAACCUCCUGCUCUGUUAAAACCUCCUCCCCAUGGCUCUUCCAGGUGAGUGGCCUGGCUGACCUAAUAAAUAAGUGCAGGUCUGGGAAAAAAUCCUCUACAUUAGGCAGCCUAGAGCCCUUAGUCUGCUCCAGCAGCCGCAGCAGCGGUAGAGCUCACAGCUUUGAUAUUGUAACCUUUGUGGCUGGGCAAACGAGAGGGGAGACAGGAGUAAAGGUGUCUUGAAUGACCACUUCUCUCUCUACCACCUUGUCAACCUGUGCCGUACUAUCCAAAAACAUUACAAUAGCUCCAUUUAUUCAGGAGGCAGACUUUGCAGAUUCAAACCCGACCACCUCUCUCACAGCCAGACUGGCUUCAUCCACCGAGCACUGCGCCGCGGUGUGAAGUUUGAUUGCAUGACAGCGAGUCAGCUUUUCAAACUCCGCGGCUGCAGCCUCUGCCAUUGUGCUGAGCAAAGCACGCUGCCCCACAAAUAAAUGUACACACACACUCACACAUGCAACAAAACGCAUGUAAACACCAAAUUAUAUUUAAGCAACUUAUAAACACACUCAGAUGAAAAGAAAAGAGAAAUUCAAUUCACUCAGAGCUCCUCACUCACAUAAGUAAGAGCUGGUUGAAAUCAGCCAGCUGGUCCUAACUAUGAGAGAGAGAGAGAGAGAGAGAGAAUGAAGAUUGUCUGCAGCAACAGUCCAGAGGAACCUGAGAGAAGAAGGAGGUCAGGGUCUGAGGCAGACAAUCAUAGAUGAUGCAGCUGGGUCAGGCAGGUCCACAGCAGCCAACCGUCUGUAGCACCAGUUUAAAGGAACCUAGGAGACUGGGGGCUCAGGGACAUUCAGAGAGAUCUGGUUAGUAGAUCUAAAGGAGUGAGAGGGACAGUGGGGGGGGGGAGCUCAGUGUGCCAGAUAACCCCAGCGGUCUAGCUGGUUCAAAUCAGCCCCAACUAUAAGCUUUAUCAAAGAAGAACGUUUUAAGUCUACUCUUGAAAGUUGAGAGGGUAUCUGCCCCCCAAACUUUAAAUGGUAAAUGAUUCCAGAGGAGAGGUGCCUGGUAGCUGAAAGCUCUACCUCCAAUACUACUUUUACAGACAUUUGGUGUGACAAGCAGACCUGCACACUGUGGGCAUAGCAGUCUAGAUGGAAAGUAAGGUGUCAUAAGCUCUUUAAGAUAUGAUGGAGCCUGGCCAUUAAAGGGAUAUUCCAGCAAAAGUUUAAGCCAUGGUCAAACACACCGUAACAUCAAGUUAGACACCCCUUCGAGAGAUGAAUUUUGCAGACCGCUUGCUUCUCUAGUUAUACCAACUUCAGCAAAGACUGCACAAUAGCAAUACACAGUGGUCUACGUCUCCACGUGCAAACCUCAACCAAAAAGCCACUCUAUAGACACAAAUAAUUCUCAGAACAGCACCUAACUUCAUCAACAGUACAUAUAGGGUCUAAGCCAUAGAACUAGCCAUCAAACUUCUUUUUAGCUUUGCCUAAUUUCUUUAGCAAGGAGACUAAACACAACUCACCUACUCUCUUUGAGCUGCCGCUUGUUUGUGGGGGGAGCCCUAAAGAGUCGAUCAUCGAGUGCAGCAGAGUUACGCAACUCAAGGAAGAACAUUUAUGAUUUUUACUUCAUGGAAAUGCAAUCGGACCAAGACACUAAGGCAGGAGAGCUACUGCGUCCGCUGUGCACGUACAAGAUAAAAAAGAACCGCAAUAUCCCUUUAGGUGCUUUAUAUGUCAUAAGAAGGAUUUUAAACUCAAUUCUAGAUUUAAUAGGGAGCCAAUAAAGUUAGGCUAAGACUGGAGAGAUGUGCUCCCUUCUUCUAAUACUUGAGCUGCGGUGUUUUGGACCAGCUGUAGAGUCCUUAAAGACUUAUUAGAGCAGCCUGAUAAAAGAGAAGUACAGUAAACCAGCCUAGAGGUAACAAAAGCAUGGACUAGUUUUUCUGCAUCGCUCCGAGACAGGAUGUGUCUCAGCUUUAAGAUAUUGCGCAGGUAGAAAAAGGCUCUCCUUAAAAUUUGUUGAAUGUGGGAGCUAAAGGACAAAUCCUGAUCAAAUAAAACUACCGGAUUCCUUACAGUGGGACUGUAUAACAGACUAAUGCCAUCUAACAUGGCUAUAUUAGAAAAAUGCUGCUCUACAGUGUUUAGGACCGAGAACAAAAACUUCAGUUUUGUCCUACUUGAGCAUCAGAAAGUUAUUUGUUAUCCACGAUUUUAUAUCUUUGAGGCAAGCCCUCACAUAUAGGUAUAUCUGAGUGUCGUCUGCACAAAAGUGAAAAUUUACAGUGUUUCCUCAUACUUCUACCCAGAGGAAGCAUGUACAAAGUGAAAAGAAUCAGUCCAUGCACUGAGCCUUGAUUGCUUCUGUAUGUGUGUGUGUGUGUGUGUGUGUGUGUGUGUGUGUGUGUGUGUGUGUGCUUGUGUGUGCUUGUGUGUGUGUGUCUCAGGAGAGCUCCUCUUCAUCCUCUGAAGGUUGUCACAGUUUCUCAGCAAGCUGUAUGACUCAGUUCUUCAUCCUGUUCAGGAGGACCUUUCUCAGCAUCCUCAGAGACUCAGUGAGAAACACACACAAGCACAAAGACCUGUACACACACACAUACACACACAGGGUAACAGCUCUGUACUGUAAUUGGUUGAGCAGGUGCUGACUCAUCUUAGGAUCUCGUCCCACAUUGGGAUCGGCAUUCUGAUUGGUUUGCUGUACCUCGGCAUCGGGAACGAGGCGAAGAAGGUCCUCAGCAACUCAGGAUUCCUCUUCUUCUCCAUGCUGUUCCUCAUGUUCGCUGCGCUCAUGCCCACUGUGCUCACCUGUGAGACACACACACACACACACACACACACACACACACACACACACACACACACACACACACACACACACACACACACUUUUUCAUUUAUUUUCAUUUCUUACCUCUUCUGCCCCCGCAUCUGCAUCCUGACGCAGUAUUUCCUUGACUUGAAAAACUUUAAAAAUAACUGAACUCAGAUCAGUUUUUUAAAAAAAACUUUGGCUUUAAGAUCCUGGAGUCUUUCUGAGCUGAUAUGAGCUAACAGAUCUGUGCUUGUGUUUGUGCUGCAGUUCCCCUGGAGAUGGGAGUUUUUCUGAGGGAACAUUUGAACUACUGGUACAGUCUGAAGGCUUAUUACCUGGCCAAAACCAUGGCUGACGUCCCCUUCCAGGUAAAUCUACCAAACUUCCUAAAUCCUGCAGCACCCACGGUACAAGGGUGAUUGUUUUUGUAUCACAUUUGUUUCGAAAUUCUUACCUGGCUUAAAGGUGGGGUAGGCAGGAUCUGAGGAAGUGCCAGUUUUUGGGAGAAAUCUUGAAUGUAAACACUACCCCUCCCAACCAGUUUUUCCUUCAGUUCGGUUUGAUAUAAGAUGUAUGAUCUGCUUGUCUCUGAUAUUGCUCCUGGUAUAGAGAGUUAAUGACUGUUGUCCAGGGGUUCCGGCUAAUCAAAAUCAAGAUAUUAACAGUGCUGGGUAAUAACAUAUUUCUAAAGAUGAUCAGUUUGCUGCCACGACUUAUCAGAAACUUGAUUUACUGGUUUAAAGUAAAGGUGUUCCUGCUGCACAUACCUGAAGGCACACUUGUCCCCUCUGUCCUCACAGGUGGUUUUCCCCUUGGUGUACUGCUGUAUUGUGUAUUGGAUGACCGCUCAGCCUCCAGAUGCCGGACGGUUCUUCCUCUUUCUGUCUUUGGGGAUUCUGACCUCUCUAGUGGCUCAGAGUCUGGGUCUGCUGAUUGGGGCGGCAUCCACUUCAUUGCAGGUGAACCCUUAUUUCACUGUAGAGCUCACAGACGGAUGUGUUCACCUGCUGACAGCACUAAGGUAUGUCUGUGGUGUUGUGUCCUGCAGGUGGCGACGUUUGUAGGUCCGGUCACGGCGAUCCCGGUGCUGCUGUUCUCAGGGUUCUUUGUCAGUUUUGACACCAUCCCCUGGUACCUGCAGUGGAUGUCCUACAUCUCCUACGUCAGGUGGGGGCGUUAUUCUCUCAUUAAAGGAGUCUGUGAAACAUUUACAAUCAACAAAAGACACGUUUCAAGUAGGAGACAAUUUUAACCGGACUAAAACAGUCUUUUUACACCUCCUGUUCCACGUUUCAGGUACGGGUUUGAGGGUGUCAUCUUGUCCAUCUAUGGUCUGGACCGGGAAGACCUGCACUGUGAUGAAAAUGACACCUGUCACUUUCAGAAGUCUGAGGCCAUUCUGAAGGAACUGGACAUGCUGGAUGCCAAACUCUACCUGGACUUCAUCAUCCUUGGCAUCUUUUUCUUCUCUUUGAGGCUCAUUGCUUACUUUGUGCUCCGCUACAAGAUCAGUGCUGAGAGGUAG
Xyrichtys novacula (pearly razorfish) is the source of this 77390-nucleotide messenger RNA. Lineage: Eukaryota; Metazoa; Chordata; Actinopteri; Labriformes; Labridae. The record is from the annotation of a GenBank genome assembly.